GGUAUCUCGCCCAAUGUAUGGUGUUGAGCUCUUCGAUGGCGAGACCGCUCGUUUUGAAGUGGAAAUCUCUGAAGAUGAUGUCCAUGGCCAGUGGAAACUGAAGGGAGAAACCCUUUCACCUUCCCCAGAUAUUGAAAUCAUUGAGGAUGGUGCCAAGCACACUUUGACAUUAUACAACUGCAAGGUCUCCCAGACAGGAGAGGUUGGAUUCACAGCUGCCAAUGCUAAGUGUACAGCCAACCUGAAAGUGAAAGAACUGCCACUGACCUUUAUCACACCUUUGAGUGAUGUGCAAGUGUAUGAGAAAGAUGAGGGAAGAUUUGAGGUUGAGAUUUCAAGACCAACCAAGACCUUCCGUUGGCUCAAGGGAUCUCAGGAGUUGGAAAAUGAUGACAAGUUUGAGAUUAUCCAUGAAGGAAAGAUACACACUCUGGUGGUCAAAUCUGCCGCAUAUGAGGAUGAAGCUAAAUACAUAUUUGAGGCUGAGGACAAGAGGACCACAGGAAAACUAGUUAUCCAAGGUAUACGCCUUGAGUUUGUCAAGCCCAUCAAGGAUGUCACAGUCAAGGAGCGUGAAACAGCAGAGUUCAGUAUUGAACUGUCACAUGACAAAAUCUCUGUCGUCUGGUACAAGAACGACAUCCGUCUGCACCCCAGCAAGGUUGUGCACAUGUCAGACAAUGGCAAGAUGCACACCUUGACUUUCAAGCAGGUGUCCAUUGAUGACACAUCCAUGAUCAAAGUGGAAGCCUUGGGCAAGAGCUCUGAGGCCAUGCUCACUGUUCUUGAGGGAGAACCUUACUUUGUGACAAAACUGCAAGACUACACUGCCGUUGAGAAGGACGAAGUGAUGCUGGUUUGUGAACUUAGCAAGACCUCUGCUGAGGUGAAAUGGUUCAAGGACGGCCAGGAGAUCAUGCCUAGCAAGAAUCUGAUCAUUAAGACCGAUGGAAAGAGGCGUUUGCUGACAGUGAAGAAAGCAGAGAAGGGCAACAUUGGAGAGUACACUUGCGAUUGUGGUUCUGACAAAACCACAGCCAGGCUGGACAUUGAGGAGCGUGACAUUAAGGUUGUUCGUCCACUGUACAGCGUGGAAGUGACAGAAACUGAAAUUGCCAAGUUUGAGACCGAGAUCUCUGCCGAUGAUGUCCAUGGUCACUGGAAACUCAAAGGAGAGGCCCUUCAUCAGUCUCCUGACUGUGAGAUUAAGGAGGAGGGUACAAAGCAUGUCCUUAUCCUAUACAAUGUUCGCAUGGAUCAGGCCGGAGGUGUCGACUUCCAGGCUGCCAAUGCUAAAUCCAAUGCUCAGCUUAGAGUUAAAGCGCGGAGUAUAGGGCUUAUGCGGCCUCUCAAGGAUGUUACUGUUACUGCCGGGGAGACCGCCACUUUCGACUGUGAACUUACUUAUGAAGGAAUCGUUGUAGAAUGGUUCUUGGGAAGCACCAAGAUGGAGCUAGGUGAAAGGGUGGUCACCAGAGCAGAAGGCAGAGGACACAGCCUAACUAUCAGAAAUGUCAAGCUGACAGAAGCUGGGGAAGUCGGGCUCACUGCAAAGGACUUCAAGACCCAGGCCAAACUCAUUGUCAGGGAGCCACCAGUUGAGUUUACCAAACCUCUGGAGGACCAGACAGUUGAGGAAGAGGCCACUGCUACAUUGGAGUGUGAAGUCUCCAGGGAAAACGCUGAGGUCAGGUGGUUCAGAGACACACAGGAGAUCCGCAAAACUAAGAAAUAUGACCUUAUUGUUGAUGGCCGAAAGAGAAGACUCAUCAUUCAUGGCUGUACUCUAGAUGACUCAAAGACAUAUACAUGCGAUGCUAAAGAAUUCAAAACCUCUGCUUUCCUGAAUGUUGAACCUCCACAUGUUGAGUUCUCUAAGCCACUCCAUGAUGUUGAGGUCAAAGAAAAGGAAAAUGCCAGAUUUGAGUGUGAGGUGUCUCGUGAGAAUGCCAAGGUCAAAUGGUACAAGGACGGCAACGAGAUCAGAAAGGGAAAGAAAUACGAGAUCAUUGCCAAUGGUGUCAAGCGUAUCCUUGUGGUCACCAAGACAGUCUUCGAUGAUGAAGCAGAGUACGAAUGUGACGCUAAGACCUCCAAGUCCUCUGGCAUGCUGACAGUUAUUGAGGAAGAGGCUAAGUUUACCAAGAACCUGUCUAAUGUGGAGGGAACAGAAACAGACAGUGUGAAGAUGAUUUGUGAAGUGUCGAAGGCCAGCGCUGAGGUCACCUGGUGGAAGGGAGACCAGGAACUACCAGAAGGAGGAAGAUAUGAACAGGUCACGGAUGGAAGGAAGAGAAUCUUCAUUAUUCAAGAUCUCAAGAUGGAGGAUGCUGGAGAGUAUAACUGCAGACUGCAUAACGCCAAGACAUCUGCAACAUUAACACUGAAUGAACUGGCUGCGGAGUUCAUUGCCAGGCCUCAGAGUCUUGAGGUGGUUGAGGGAGAAAAGGCUGAAUUUGUCUGCUCAGUCUCUAAAGACACCUAUGAAGUCAAAUGGCUCAAGGGUGACAAGGAGAUUGUUUCCGGAGAUAAGUAUGACGUUGUCUGUGAUGGCAAGAGAAGAGCACUGAUAGUGAAGAAUUGUACACCAAAUGAUGAAGGAGGCUAUGUCGCCUUCAUUGGGACUACCAAAGCCUCAGCUGACUUGUUUGUCAUUGAGAAACUCAGAAUCAUCACACCCAUCAAGGAUACGCAAGUGAAGGAAGGACAGGAGAUCAUCUUCAACUGUGAGGUGAACACUGAGGGAGCUAAAGCUAAGUGGCUGAAGAAUGAGGAGACCAUGUUUGAGAGCAGCAAGUUUAUCAUGAUCCAGAAAGACAACGUGUUCUCUCUGAGGAUCAAGGGUGCUCAGAAGGCAGAUGAAGCAACUUAUACUAUUACAUUGACAAAUCAUCGUGGUGAACAUGCCAAGAGCGAUGCCAAUGCCAAAGUACAAGAGGAGAAGCUCAAGAUUAUUGAGCCUCUUGAGGACUGUGAGACACAAGAGAAGAAGACCAUCAGCUUCACCUGCAAGGUGAACAGACCUGAUAUCACCAUCAAAUGGAUGAAGGCUGGCCAGGAGAUCACCAUGAGCAAACGCAUCCUGUACCGUGUGGAGAAAGAUAAGCACACACUGACCAUCAAGGACUGUGUCAUGGACGAUGAGGGUGAAUACACCGCCAUGGCUGGUGAUGACAAGUGCACUGCUGAGCUGAUCCUCAACGAAGCUCCCACUGACUUCUCCACACCACUCAAAGACCAGACCAUCACUGAGUUUGAGGAUGCUGAGUUUUCUUGCAAGCUGUCUAAAGAGAAGGCUGUUGUUAAAUGGUACAGGAAUGGUCGUGAGAUCAGAGAGGGACCCAGAUACUCAUUUGAAAAAGAUGGCAGGAUUUGCAAACUCAAGAUCAAGAAGUGCAGACCAGACGAUGAGUGUGAAUAUGCCUGCGGUGUGGAAGACAGGCGAUCCAGGGCCCGCCUCUUUGUUGAAGAGACCCCAGUUGAGAUCGUCAGACCACCUCAGGAUGUGUUUGAGCCCCCAGGCUCAGAUAUUGUGUUUGAGGUGGAGCUCAACAAAGACAGAGUUGAGGUCAAAUGGAUGAGGAACAACAUGAUCAUCGUCCAGGGUGACAAAUACCAGAUGAUGAGCGAGGGCAAGGUCCACAGACUCCAGGUGUGUGAGGUCAGGCCUCGUGACCAGGGAGAGUACAGAGUCGUUGCCAAGGAGAAGGAUGCCAGAGCCAAGCUGGAACUGGCAGCUGUGCCAAAGAUCAAGACUACUGAUCAGAACCUGGUCACAGACGCUGGAAAGCCUUUUGUCAUGGCGAUCCCCUACGAUGCCUAUCCUCGUGCAGAGGCUGAGUGGUUCUUCAACAUCGUUAGCCUGCCUGUGCAGAACAUUGACACCUCCGCAGACAAGACAGAAUACAGGCUGAAGAGCCCCAAGAAGACAGAUCAGGGCAGGUACAAGAUCGUCAUCAAGAACAAACACGGACAGGGAGAGGCAUUCAUCAAUCUGGAUGUUAUUGAUGUCCCUGGACCUGUGAAGAACCUCAAAGUGGUUGACACCGCCGAUGGUGAGGUCAGCCUGGCCUGGGAAGAGCCAGAGAGUGAUGGUGGCAGCAAGAUCAUUGCAUAUGUGGUGGAGAGGCGUGAUAUCAAGCGCAAGACAUGGACCCUUGCCACUGACCGUGCUGACGCUCCAGAAUACUCUGUUAGCGGUCUCCAGAGGGACAACAAGUACCUCUUCAGAGUAUGUGCUCGCAACAGAGUGGGCAGUGGACCCACUGUGGAGACAGACGAAGCUGUCCAGGCCAAGAAUAAGUUUGAUGUGCCAGAGGCACCUGAGGACGUUGUGGUUGGCAUCGUGAACAGGUUCGGAGCCACAGUCUCCUGGGAAAAACCAAAGUCUGAUGGCGGAUCUGAGAUCACCUCCUACAUCAUUGAGUUCCGUGACAGGACCUCUGUGAGCUGGGAGGUGGCUAUGAUCGCCAAGGCUCUGGACCGCACAGCCACUCUUACUGAUGUCGUUGAGAACAAGGAAUACAUCUUCCGUGUCAAAGCCGAAAACAAGGCUGGCAUUGGCAAGCCAAGUGCUGCCACGGAUCCAGUUAAGAUCAUGGACCCCAUUGAGAAACCAAGCCCACCAUUGAACUUCAACUACACUGACCAGACAAAGAACUCUGUCCAGCUGACAUGGGAGACCCCCGCCAGCAAUGGAGGAAGCAUGAUCACUGGCUACAUUAUUCAGAAGUGUGAGGAUGGAACAGACAAGUGGCUCAGAUGCAAUGCCAGGCUCUGUCAGGACCUUAACUACAAGGUAUCUGGACUGAAGCAGGGGAUGAAGUACCACUACAGAGUGUGCGCAGAGAACGCAGCCGGAGUUUCAGAUCCAGCUGAUAAGCUUGGACCUCUCUUGGCAGACGAUUGUCAUGUUGGACCUUCCAUGGAUCUCAGUGGAUUUAAGGAUGGCCUGGAGGUCAUUGUUCCUCAUCCACUUGUCAUCCGCGUCCCUCUUCUUGGAUAUCCCACACCCACCGCCAAGUGGAGCUGUGGUGAUAAAGAGCUCACUGCUGGUGACCGUGUGUCCAUGGUUACAAGGAGCACCUACACAGAACUGACAGUGGCUCCAAGUGUGCGUCCAGACAAAGGCACAUACACUCUGCACCUGGAGAAUGAUGUGACCAGUGCCUUUGGAGAGAUUGAAGUCAAUGUUAUUGCAUCACCAAGUGCACCCAAAGACUUCAAGGUUUCCGAGGUGACAAGACACCAUGUGCACCUGAUGUGGGAGGCACCAGAGCAUGAUGGAGGAAGCCCAGUUAUUGGCUACCAAAUUGAAAAGAAGGAAGUGUCCCGCAAGACCUGGGUCAAGGUUUGCAUGGGUGUACAGGACCUGGAGUUCACUGUGGCAGAUGUCAUUGAAGGCAAAGAGUAUUUGUUCAGUGUUACUGCUAUCAACAAGUGUGGCCCAGGAGAGCCUGCCUACAUUGACGAGCCAGUCAAUGUGUCCUCCCCUGCCACUGUGCCGGAUCCACCUGAGAACCUGAAAUGGAGAGACAAGUCAGGAAAGGGCAUCUUCCUGUACUGGGAGCCACCCAAGUACGACGGCGGAGCUUCAAUCAAGAGCUACGUUGUAGACAAAUGCCAGCGUGGCACAGACAAGUGGGAGCCAUGUGGAGACCCACUGCCUGAGCUGAAAUUCCAGGUGACAGGUCUGAUUGAGGGACAGUGGUAUGCCUACCGUGUGAGGGCUGUCAACAGGCUGGGAGCAGGCAAACCCUGCAGGGCUACAGAUGAGAUCCUGGCUGUUGAUCCUAAAGAGCCUCCAGAGAUUCAACUGGACGUGAAGUUGCUGGCUGGUUUGACCGCCAGAGCCGGAACCAAGAUUGAGCUUCCAGCUGAUAUUGUCGGAAAGCCCGAACCCAAGGUAAAAUGGACCAAGGCUGACCUGGUCCUGAAGGGAGAUGAUCGCAUCACCAUCGAUACCAAGACAGGAAACUCCACUUUGUCUAUCGCCAAAACCGUCAGAGAAGACACAUCUACCUACAUCAUUGAGGCAGUCAACAGUAGUGGUCGUGCUACCGCAACUGUUGAUGUCAACAUUCUUGAUAAGCCUGGUCCUCCAGCUGCGUUUGAUAUCUCUGAGAUCACCAACCACUCCUGCUACCUGGCCUGGAACCCUCCCAGAGACGACGGAGGUUCUGUCGUCACCAACUACAUUGUGGAGCUCAGACCCUUCGACAAAGAGGAGUGGACCAAACUGUCAUCCACGGUGAAACAAACCACCUUCAAUGCCACAAAACUUACCCCUGAAAAGGAAUACGUCUUCAGAGUACAGGCUGAGAACCAGUACGGCAUCGGCGCCCCUAAUGAGCAUGUGCCAAUCAUCGCCAAAUACUCCUUUGAUCCUCCUGGUGCUCCAUCCAGAUUGCAGCCUUCUGAUAUUGCUAAGGACUCUCUGACUCUGACAUGGUACGAGCCUGAUGAGGAUGGUGGCAGUCCUAUCACUGGGUACUGGAUCGAGAGGUUCGACCCAGAAAAUGACAAAUGGAUCAGAUGCAACAAGCUGCCCAUCAAGGACAUCACCUUUAGGGUGAAGGGCUUGCCUACCAAGAAGAAGUACAAGUUCCGUGUCUUGGCCGAGAAUCUUGCAGGACCAGGAAAACCAAGCACUGAGACUGAUCCAGUCUUGGUCAAGGAUCCAAUUGAUCCUCCAUGGGCUCCUGGCAAACCCUUCAUCAGAGAAAUAGCUAAGACAUCUGCCUUCCUGCAAUGGACCAGGCCAGAGCACGACGGCGGUGCCAAGAUCGAGGGUUACAUCAUUGAGUUCCUGAAGACUGGCACCGAAGCAUGGAUCAGAGCAGCAGAGGACGUGCCCCAGACUGAGCACUUCCUGAAGGGUUUGAUGGAGAAACAGGAGUACUCAUUCAGAGUCAAGGCCGUCAACUGCGCAGGAGAGAGUGAGCCCAGUGACCCUAGCGAUCCUGUGGUCUGCAAGGAAAGACUCUAUCCUCCAUCACCUCCUCAAUGGCUUGAGGUGGCCAACAUCACAAAGAUCAACGCUGAGCUGAAGUGGCAAGCUCCUGACAACGACGGUGGCUCUCCAAUCACCAACUACGUUGUUGAGAAGAGGGACGUCAGGCGUAAGACCUGGACUGCGGUGGACACCACUGUGAAGGAGCUGAAGUACACUGUCACUCCACUGAAUGAGGGCUCUCUCUAUGUGUUCCGCGUGGCUGCUGAGAACGCAGUCGGACAGAGUGAUUAUUGUGAACUGGAAGACUCUGUUCUAGCUAAAGAUACUUUCACCACUCCUGGGCCACCUUAUGCCUUGACUAUUGUGGAGGUGUCCAAGAGACACGUUGAACUGAAAUGGGAAGCUCCAAAGAGUAAUGGUGGGAGACCCAUUACAAAGUACGUCAUUGAGAAGAAAGAGAAACUUGGAACCCGCUGGGUGAAGUCUGGAAAGACCCCUGACGCUCUGUGCACCUACAAAGUCACAGACGUGGAUGAGGGCACUGAGGUUCAGUUCCAGGUCCGUGCUGAGAAUGAGGCCGGUGUUGGACACCCUAGUGAACCAACAGAAGUAGUCACCAUUGAGGAUGCUACAAGUCCACCAUCUCCUCCUGUUGACUUGGUCAUAGUUGGUGCCAGUAGAGAGCAUAUCAACAUUACCUGGAAGGUACCAUUGAAGAAUGGAGGUAGCCCCAUCACAGGAUACCAUGUUGAGCUCCGAGAGGCUAAAGCUGAGAAGUGGAUGAGAAUCAACACUCGCCCAGUCAAGGAGCUCAAAUACAAAGCAGAGGAAAGCAUCAAGCCAGAGAAACAAUAUGUCCUGAGAGUCCGUGCCAUCAACUCUGUUGGUGUCAGCGAUCCUUCUGCCAUUUCUGAGAAGGUCUUUGCCAAGGAUCCAGACUGUAUUCCUACUAUGGACAUGGAGGCCCUAGACAUUGUGGUGGUUGAGGGUGACAAGCUGCAUAUCAACAUCCCAUACAAUGCCAUCCCCAAACCAGAGAUGGUCUGGAGCAAAAUCAUCCACACAGAUACUGCCAUUGGCACAAAGUUACAGAAUGAUGACAGACUGUCGAUGACUUGUGAGCUCAACAGUGUCCACCUGGAAGUGAUGAAGUGUGUGCAUGAUGAUGCUGGAGAAUACUCCGUCACUCUGGAGAAUGCGAUCGGAACAGCCACCAGAAUCAUCAACGUUAAAGUUAUUGGUCUGCCCGGCCAAUGCAAGGACAUCAAUGCAGAUGAGAUCACUAAGAACUCCUGCAAGCUGACAUGGGAGGCUCCAGAGAGUGAUGGUGGUACUCCAAUUCUCCACUACGUUCUGGAGCGUAGAGGGGCUUCUAAUAAGACUUUCAGGCCUCUGAUGUCAGGAGAAAACAUCCUGACCUACCAGGUCAACGAUCUCAAGCUGAACGAAGAAUAUCACUUCCGGGUCAAGGCUGUCAACAAUGUCGGCUCUGGGCCAUUCCUGGAGCUCCGCAACCCUGUCAUCACUAUGGAAGUGAAACAGAAACCAGAUCCACCCAUUGAUGUUGAGGCUCAUGAUCCAACCGCCAACUCUAUCACACUGACCUGGAAACCACCAGUGUCUGACGGUGGUUGCGCCAUCACUGGCUACAUCCUGGAAUGCAUUGAGAAGGACGGUGAUAGAUUCCAGAGAAUCAACCCAUCCCUGGUGCCUGGUUUCACCUAUGUGGUGAAGGAUAUGAAGGAAGGCAAAGAGUAUCAGUUCCGUGUUCGCGCUGAGAACGCUGCUGGAGUCAGCGAGCCGUCUCGCAGCACUCCAAUGACCAUGAUCGCUGCUCCCGUUGAAAAACCCAAGGUGUCCCUCCAUGCUCGCCUGCAGCAUGGCCUGUGCAUCAGGAAGGGUGAGGAGAUCCGCCUGGACGCCUACAUCUCUGGCGCUCCAUACCCAACUGUCACCUGGCUCAGGAACAACGAAGACGUCAAGAAUGUACCAGAGAAGAAGCCAGUACCGCCUAUUCUGAAGAAGAAGAAGGGGGGCAAGGUUGAACCUGAAGAACCUGAGGUGUUCGUAACCCCUCUUCAUGAGCGUCUUUCUUAUGCUGUAAAGAAGGGCGAGACCUCAAUCUUGGUGCGAGACUCCAUCAGAGCUGACCACGGUCACUUCUGCAUCCAGGCCGAGAACUCUCAUGGUGUUGCAACUGCAUACUGUGACGUCAACGUCCUUGAUAAGCCUGGACCUCCAGUGAACUUUGUCUUUGAGGAGAUCAGGGACACCUCUGUCAUCUGCAAGUUCGACCCUCCUCUUGACGAUGGUGGUAGUGAGAUCCUGAACUACAUCCUUGAAAAGAAAGACAACAAGAAUGAAGAUAUCGGAUGGAUCACGGUAACUUCAACCCUCAAGGUUUGCAACUAUCCUGUUACCAAACUGAUUGAAGGAAAGGAGUACAUCUUCCGUAUUACCGCUGAGAACAAGUUUGGCUGCGGACCUUCAUGUCUCUCUGAGCCAGUCGUUGCCAAGAACCAAUUCGAUCCACCCGAUGCUCCAAACACACCCAGAAUUGGAGAGGUGACUGCCAACAGUGUGUUCAUCUCCUGGCAUGAGCCCAAGGACAACGGUAGUCCCAUCCUGGGCUACUGGAUUGAGAGGAAGGAAAUGAACAGCAAACACUGGACUAGGGUGAACCGCUUCCUGCUCAAUUCCCUCUCUGUGAAGAUUGAGGGUCUUAUGGAAGGCCUGGUAUACAUAUUCAGAGUCUGUGCUGAGAAUCUGGCUGGCCCCGGACCCUUCAGUGUCCCAACUGAUCCCCAGAUUGCUAUGGAUCCAAUCUUGCCACCUGGCCCACCCACUCCAAGAGUUAUUGAUACCUCUGCGACAACAGUUGAUAUUGCCUGGGUUCCCCCCCUGUACAAUGGAGGAGGAGAUAUACUUGGCUACCAUGUUGAGAGUGUUCUGGCUGGAGAGAAGGAAUGGAAACGUAGUACAGAGUUCAGAUGCAAGGAGCUGAAGUAUACAGUGACUGGGCUGACGGAGGGCGCUGACUAUUACAUCCGGGUUAUUGCUGUCAAUGACGCCGGACCGGGAGCACCUGGCAUGACUGAACCAGUCACUGUGAAGGAGCCUCAAGAGCCCCCAGUGGUUGACUUUGAUGCCUCUGUGAAGAACGGAGUCAUCAUCAAAGCCGGCGAGGCUCUGAGACUGCCAGCGUUCGCCAUCGGCAGACCACAACCAGAAGUGAAAUGGAUGAAGGAUGAGGCUGAAACUGACAAAGAGCAUGUUGUGAUCGAAACAGAAGGAAAGAACAGCCUUCUGUUCAUCAAGUACGCCAAGAGAACUGAUCACGGAAAGUACCAGAUCUCUGGAACCAACAGCAGUGGAACCAAGUCUGCUGUCACUAGAGUUGACGUCAUGGAUGUCCCUGGGCCUGUGGUUAAUCUGAAGACUACUCAUGUCACCAAGAAGAACAUCAGCUUGAGCUGGGCAGAUCCUCUAGAUAACGGUGGCAGCGAUGUCAUCGGCUACGUAGUGGAGAAAAAGGAUGCAAAAAUGAAGCUAUUCAGACAACCUAUCGAGACUGCUUCAUGCAAGUGUGACAUUCAGGGUUUGCUUUCAGAGGAAGAGUACGAUUUCCGUGUUUUUGCAAGGAACAAGUACGGUGAUGGCGCCCCAACGGACAUUGGGCCUAUUCUGGCUUCGGAUCCCAAAGCUGUUCCAUCUCCACCAUUGAAACUGCACUACACCGAGAGGUGGACGACUGCUAUUGCUCUUGCUUGGGAGCCACCUCGCAGCGAUGGAGGUAGCCCAAUCACGGGUUACUAUGUUGAGAAGAUGAGAGCAGAUGGAACUGAGUUUGACGUGGCCAAUCGCAAGCUCUGCAAAGACUUACACAUCAAAUUGGAGAACCUAUCAGAGAACCACGUGUAUCAGUUCCGUGUGUUUGCCGUGACUGAGGUGGGAGAGGGCGAACGCUCCAAACCAAUCAGUGCUAACAUACAGGAUGAUGAAAUUCCCCCCGAAAUCUCAAUCUUGGAGCAUUUCAAGAGAGAUACAAUCAUUGUGAGGAAGGGAGCGGCUAUUGAGAUCCCUGCUGAGGUGGUGGGUCUGCCAAUGCCAGAGGUUCAGUGGUCUAAGGAUGACGUCGUCAUCCCCAUGGCUACUGAGACACUGCUGAUGGAGUUCGAGGAGGUGGCCCGCACCAAGUGCACCACCAAGAUCAGCAUCCCUGAGACUAUCAGAGGAGACAAGGGAGACUACAAACUGGCUGCCACCAACUGCCAUGGCAAAGCACACCGCAUCAUCCAUGUGGAGGUUCUAGACCGCCCUCUGCCCCCACGUGACAUUGUGGUGUCUGACAUCCAGGCUGAGUCUUGCUAUCUGACUUGGGCGGUCCCAGAGGACGACGGGGGUAGUGAGAUCACCAACUACAUCAUCGAAAGGAGGGACGCCAGCAGGAAGAAGUCUGACUUUGAGCAGCUCACCUGCAAUAUCAUUGAUAGGAGAUAUGGGGUGUACAAAAUGGACAGGAUGGGCCAGUACCAAUUCAAAAUCAAAGCUGAGAACAAGUUCGGAAUCAGUGACGGUUGUGAAUCCGAGAAGGUCGUUCUCAAGGAUCCAUUCGGUCUUCCUGGUCCACCUCGCAAACCAAAGGUCAUCGCAGCAACUUCCACUACCAUGACGAUCACCUGGGAGCCUCCACUGCAGAACGGUGGCUCCUCCAUUCAGGGAUACUGGCUGGAGAAAAGAGAGAGAGGAGCUGGGAUCUGGGGUCGUGUGAACAGAGCUCCAGUCACCAAGCCUGCAGUGAAGGGUUUGGAAUACACAGUCCUCCGUCUUAAUGAAGGGGCUGAGUACCAGUUCAGAGUGAGGGCUCAGAAUGCUGCUGGAAUCGGACCUCCCAGUGAAGCAUCUCCAUGUCAAUUCGCUGUUGAUCCACGCAAUCCCCCAAGUGCACCAGGAAUGCCAGUUGUUAAGGACAAGACCAAGACCAGCGUCACUCUCACCUGGACCCCACCAGAGAAAGAUGGCGGCAGCCCAGUCAAGGGCUACAUCGUUGAGGUUCAGGACACAGACUCCCUGGAUUGGAAGAGAGUCAGUGACCCUGAGAAGCUGCACCCUUCCACUGAGAUCACUGUUCCAGACCUGAAAGAAGGCCAGAAGAUCAGAUUCAGAGUCACCGCUGUCAACGCUGCUGGCAAAUCUGAACCAAGCGCACGUUCUGCUGACAUCACUGUCCAGGACAUCUUAACUGAACCAAACAUUACUCUGGAGGUCAGCGCCCAUGAGCUGUUGUCCUGCAGAGCUGGAACUACCAUUAAAAUCCCAGCUCUCAUCACCGGCCGUCCCACUCCUAAAGUUACAUGGGAGUUCAAGGAUGGAACAGCAGAGACCGAGAAGAAGAAUGAGAUCCAUAUCCUUCCAAUCGAUUCAAAGAUCGUGUCAACUGAUACAACAUCAGUUGUCACCAUCCCUGAGAGCCACCUCAAACAUGCCGGACGUUACAUCAUCACAGCGGAAAACGCAGCUGGACACAAGAACAUGAAAGUCAGAGUCAAUGUCCUUGAUCUGCCUGGCCCACCCAAAGACCUCAAAGUCACAGACAUCACAAGAGGUACAUGUAGACUUACAUGGAAGGCUCCAGAUAGUGACGGUGGUGAGAGGAUCAAGAGUUACUUCAUUGAGAAGAAGACUGUGGAAGGAAAAGCUUGGACCAAGUGCAACCCAGCCUGUGCUGCCCAGUCCUUUAUUGUGCCCGACCUCAUUGAGGGACAGGAUUACCUGUUCCGUAUCCGGGCGGAGAACCGCUUUGGAUUUGGACCACUAGUUGAGACCAUUGAACAUUCAAAGGCUAGAGAUCCUAUCCAUCCUCCUGAUGCUCCCACAAGGGUAAAGAUUCAAGAAGUGACUAAGGGCACAGCCACUCUGACUUGGAAGCCACCCAGGAAUGACGGUGGAGCUCCAGUGACACACUACACUGUUGAACGUCUGUGCUGGGACAGUAGUGGAUCUCAGAAGCAGUCCUGGAGACAGUGCAACAGACGUGAUAUUGAUGACCUCACCUUCAAGAUUGAGGACCUGACUGAAGGAGAAGAGUAUGAGUUCCGUGUCAAGGCCGUGAACGAAGCCGGCCCCAGCAGACCAUCAUCUACCGUUGGACCAGUCGUCAUCCAAGACCAGACACGUGCUCCUGCUAUUGAACUGGAGGAGUUCAUGGAGGUUGAACAAGGAGCUGAUAUCAGCAUCAAGGCAAAGAUCAGGGGCUGUCCAUUCCCCACUCUCACCUGGCUCAAGGCUCCAGCCCACAAGGGUGACGACAAGGUUGAGGUUGCAUAUGACGAGCACAUCAACAAGAUUGUGUCUGAUGAUAGCUGUAUACUGCUGAUCCAGCAGGGAAAGCGCUCAGAUACAGGCCUCUACACUAUCACAGCCAGUAACAGCCUAGGAAAGGCCUCCAAGGAGAUGAGACUCAACGUCUUGGGACGUCCUGGACCACCAUCCGGUCCUGUGAAGUUUGAGGAGGUCGACGCUGAGAAGAUCACCCUGUCAUGGCUGCCACCUAAGGAUGACGGUGGCUCCAAAGUGACCAACUACGUCAUUGAGAGGCGUGUAGCCAACAGGAAGACAUGGAUCCCUGUGACCAACGAACCCAAGGAGCGUAUCUGGACGGUGGAGGGCCUGAUGGAAGGGCAUGAGUAUGUGUUCCGAAUUUGUGCUCAGAACAAAUAUGGAGUUGGAGAGCCUCUGGACAGUGAACCUGAAGAAGCCAGGAAACUCUAUGCUGUUCCCGGCCAAUGCGAAAAGCCAACCAUUUCAGCUGUUGACCAUGAUUCUAUGAUGGUCAACUGGGAAGAACCAGAAGACGAUGGAGGCAGUCCAGUGACUGGCUAUUGGCUGGAGCGUAAGGAAACCACCUCUAAGCGCUGGAACAGGGUGACGCGCGACCCCAUCCGGGCCAUGGCUUUCGGGGUGUCCCAUAAUGUGACUGGACUCAUUGAGGGGUCACAGUACCUCUUCCGGGUCACAGCUAUCAACGCAGCAGGAUGUGGACCUCCUAGCGCGUGCACCGACCCCAUCUUUGCCAGAGAUCCUAUCUCCGUCCCUGGACCUCCAACACCAAAGGUCACAGACUGGACCAAGUCAUCAGUGGAUCUAGUCUGGAUCCCACCUCUGAAGGAUGGUGGAUCUAAGAUCACGGGAUACAUUGUUGAAUACUCAGAGGAUGGAACAGACAAAUGGGUUAAAGCUAAAGACAAGGAGCACAGAAGCACCAAGUUGGUCAUUACUGGAUUGAAGACCGGUGGAUUCUACAAGUUUAGAGUGACAGCAUUGAAUGCUGCAGGCCCCAGCGAACCCGGUGAAGUCCCAGACGCUAUUAAGGUUGAAGACAGAACAAUUGCUCCUGAGGUUGACCUUGAUGCCACAGUGAAGGAAAGGAUGGUAGUCCAUGCCGGUGGUGUGAUCCGCAUCCUGGCCUUUGUGUCUGGCCAGCCUGCUCCAAAGAUCACAUGGAGCCGUGAUGACGGUGCUCUACCACCAGAAAGUGCAGUUGAGACCACCGCCAUCAGCUCAUCGCUGGUCAUCAAGCCCUGCACCAGAAGACACCAAGGAGUCUAUACUCUGACUGCUGCUAACUCAGGAGGAGAAAAGAAGAGAUCUAUCAUUGUUGAUGUCCUGGAUGUCCCUGGUCCAGUUGGCGUACCCUUCACCGCAGAGAACCUUACUAGCGACUCCUGCAAGCUGAACUGGUUUUGUCCUGAGGAUGAUGGUGGUUCUGCCAUCACCAACUACAUCAUUGAGAAACGCGAUGUGGAGAGGAAGGCCUGGACUGCCCUGUCCUACACAGUCACCAGACACACUGCUGUGGCCCACGGACUGCAGAACGGAAAAGCUUACUUCUUUAGAAUCGCAGCUGAGAACUCCAUUGGAGUUGGACCUUUCGUUAACACCGCAUGCGAAAUCAUCAUAAAGGAUCCCAUCACCGUUCCAGACCGCCCAGAGGACCUUGAAGUAACAGCAGUUCAUAGAGACUAUAUCAGCUUAACAUGGAAACCUCCUGUGUCUGACGGAGGGUCAGAAGUCACCAAGUACAUCCUGGAGGCCCGUAUGAUCGGCAAGGACAAGUUCACACGUCUGACCAAGGAGAAACUGAUGGAGAGGAGAUUCACCUAUGACGGUCUGAGAGAUGGGGACACCUAUGAGUUCAGAGUUAGCGCUGUGAAUGAAAUUGGGCCCAGCAAGCCAUCGUUCUGCACCAAACCAAUCACCUGCAAAGAUGAACUUGAACCCCCAACCAUUGAGCUUGACUUCCGUGACAAGAUCAUCAUCCGUGUUGGAGAGAGCAUGGCUCUCCAGGGUCGCUACACCGGAAAGCCCUCUCCAUCUAUCAUGUGGUACAGAGAUGACGAAGAGCUGAAAGCAGAUCAGCACAUCAAGUUCAAAAACUCACUGACCACCAUGACUUUAGGCCUUAUGAAAGCCAAGCGCGAGCACAGCGGCAGAUACUGCGUGCUGGUUGAAAACAGCACCGGCUCUCGAAAGGGCAUUUGCAAUGUGACCGUUGUAGAUCGCCCAACACAACCAGUUGGUCCAGUCAUCUUUGAUGAAGUUCACAGAGAGUUUAUGGUGAUCUCUUGGAAACCUCCUAUUGAUUCUGGCGGAGUGGACGUGUCCAACUACAUCAUUGACCAGAGAGACAUCAAUAGUGACAUCUGGAGGAAUGUAACAUCUGCUUCGACGAAGUUGACGUGCAAAAUCCCCAGGUUGAUUGAGGGAAAAGAGUACAUCAUGAGAAUCUGUGCUGAGAACAUGUACGGAAUCAGUGACCCACUGGAUUCAGAGGAGAUGAGAGCCAAAGAUCUCUUCAGAGUGCCUGAGGCACCAGAGAUGCCCAACGUGAGGGAGGUGUAUGCUGACAACUGCCUUGUGCUUUGGAGCAGACCUCGUGAUGGCGGCAAACCCAUCACUAACUACAUUUUGGAGAAGAAGGAGCCAGCUGCAAAGAGAUGGUCUCGUGCCACCAGAGAACCCCUCUACCCAACUACUCAGUUCAGGGUGCUUGACCUUAUUGAAGGCUGUCAAUAUCAAUUCCGGGUUAUGGCAGAGAAUGAAAUCGGCACUGGUGACCCUAGUCCCCCAUCAAACACAAUUCUUGCCAAAGAUCCAAUUGUUCCUCCCAGCCCCCCUGUACUGCCAGAGGCAAUCGACAAGACCAAGGAUACCGUAAGCCUGAAAUGGCAGCUACCUCGCCAUGAUGGCAAAGGCAAAAUCUUUGGUUACCUUGUUGAGUACCAGAAGGUUGGUGCAGUAGAAUGGUCACAGGGCAAUGUGACUCCUGAAGAGUGUCCAGAAUGCAACUAUGUUCUAAAGGGCCUGGAAGACGGAGCAGAGUACAACAUCAGGGUCUUCACUGUGAAUGCUGCUGGACCCUCUGAGCCUGCCCCUUGUAAGCAAACAGUGAAAGUACAUGACAGACUGGAGAAACCAGAGUUGCUGCUUGAUGCCAAUAUGUCCCGUGACCAUCUUGCGAUGGUAGGAACUAAUAUUACUCUCAGUUCAGUGAUCAAGGGCAUGCCACCUCCCACUGUAGUAUGGCAGAAGAACGGAGAAGAGGUUCCCGCAGAUCGUUGUACCAUUGCUGCCACUGCCACUGGCAGCAAACUUGUUAUGCUCAACUGUGUCCGCUCAGACAGCGGAAAAUACACACUCACUAUUGAAAAUGCAGCUGGAAAGAAGUCCGCUACAUGCACAGUGCUCACCUUAGAUAAACCCGGACCUCCUCGGGAUCUGAAAAUCUCUGAGAUCACCAGUGAGUCAGCCUACCUGACCUGGAAGGUUCCUGAGGAUGAUGGAGGGGCUGUCAUCUCUCACUACGUUGUGGAAAAGAAAGACGUGGCGGCUGAGAAAUGGGUGCCCGUCGCUGCAUCAAACAAGAAGCCUAGUCUGAUGGCUCUGUAUCUUAUGGAAGGCAUCCAGUAUCUGUUCCGUGUUGCUGCUGAGAACCAGUUUGGCAGAGGUUCCUACAUCAUGACUAAGACGCCGAUCAAGGCUGUUGAUCCUCUUUAUCCACCUGGUCCACCAAAGAAUCUACAUCACAUCGACGUAGACAAGACUGAAGUCUGGCUCCAAUGGGAUUGGCCAGACCGCGACGGAGGAAGUGAGAUCACUGGAUUCAUCGUUGAGCACCAGGAGGGAGAGGGAAAAGACUGGGUCACCUUCAAGACUGUCACCAAUCCUCAUAGCCAUGUCACUGGACUGGAGGAGGGAAAGACAUACAGGUUCCGUGUGAAGUCCCAGAAUGCUGUUGGCGUGAGCCGUCCAGACACCAGUGUCCCUGUAACCUGCCAGGAGAAACUCUUGCCACCAACUAUUUCAGUGGAUGUGAAGCUUAUUGAGGGUUUGAUUGUCAAGGCUGGAAGCACUAUCGUACUCCCAGCAGUCAUGAAAGGAAUUCCUACUCCCACAGCCAAGUGGGUGAGUGACGGAAAGGAACUGGCAACAAAGGACAAUGUCAAGAUUGACACUGAGGGCAUGAACACAUCUCUCACCAUCACUGGAUGUGUCAGAGGUGACACUGGAGAGUAUCUCCUCACCGUGGCAAACUCUGCUGGAAGCAAGACUGUUGCUCUGCACGUCACUGUGCUCGAUGUCCCAGGUGCCCCCAUUGGCCCGAUCAACAUCCUUGAAGUUACCCCUGACCACAUGGUCAUCAACUGGAGACCACCUAAAGAUGAUGGUGGCACUCCUUUGACGUGUUAUAUUGUUGAAAAGAAGGAUACCAAAAAGGCUUGGGAACCAUGGUCAGUUGUGUGCUCAGGAUGCACUGGUACAAAGGCUAAAAUUUCUCGAUUGGAGAAAGGUCGUGAAUAUAUUCUGCGUGUCCGUGCAGAAAACAAGGUGGGCAUUGGUGCUGGACUUGAGAGUCCUCCCACUAUUGCCAAACAUAUGUUUGAUCCACCUGGCCCUCCAGGCCAGCCAACCUGCUCUGAUAUCACAGAGAAUGCUGUGACCAUAGAAUGGACUCUGCCCGAAUUUGAUGGUGGCAGUCCAGUCAGUGGCUAUGUAGUAGAGCGCAGAGAAAUGACAGGGAAAUGGAUCCGCGUCAACAAGACACCUGUAUUGGAUCUCCGAUACAGAGCAUCAGGUCUGUUCGAGAACAACAGCUACGAGUUCAGAAUCUUUGCUGAGAACGUUGCUGGUGUCAGCGAGCCCUCUCCUGUAUCAGAUCCAGUGAAGUGCACUCGUCCUAUUACUAAGCCAGGACCCCCAUUAAACCCUAAACUGAGGGACUGGAGCAAGUCAUAUGCUGACUUGGUGUGGACCAAGCCAACAAGAGAUGGAGGCAGCCCCAUCUUAGGUUAUAUAGUUGAAUGUCAGAAAUCAGCCAGCACCAAAUGGGAGAAAGUUCAUAAGGAUCUCAUCCCGAUGUGCGCAUUUAGAGCAAUGGGACUUACUGAGGGCAUGGAAUACAGGUUCCGCAUUAGCGCUUCCAAUAUUAUUGGAGAUGGAAAACCUACAGAGCUCUCAGAAACAGUCCUUGCCAAGGACAUUCUGGUUCCCCCAGAGCUGACAGUUGAUGUUGCUUGCCGUGACCUUCUGACAGUUAGGGUGGGACAGAGUAUCAACCUUGUUACUAGAGUUAAAGGUAGACCAGAUCCUGAUAUCACUUGGUCUAAGGAUGCCAAGAUUCUAGGCAUAGACAGGCGUACUGAGAUGAACAACAACUACCCUCUGGUUGAGCUGGUGAUUUCAGAUGCAGUAAGGCAAGAUUACGGAAAGUAUGCUAUCCUUGCUAAAAACAGCAGUGGUCAAGCACAGGCUACCAUUAUUGUGAAUGUGCUUGACACUCCAGGCAUCUGUCAGAAUCUGAAGACCACUUACGUGACAAAAGAAUCCUGCAUGGUUUCCUGGGAGAACCCAGAGGAUAAUGGAGGAACUGAAAUAACACAGUACAUUAUUGAGAGCCGUCAACCUAGUCAAAGGAAUUGGACAGUGGUAUCAAAUGAUUGCACCAAACGCCUUAUGAAGGCACCACUCCAUGAGGGUUGUGAAUACUUCUUCCGUGUGAGUGCAGAGAACAAAAUUGGUGCUGGACCUUCAACAGAGACCAAAACAGCUAUCCUUGCUGUUGAUCCCAUUGAGAAGCCUGGUGACCCUAUUGACUUCAUUAUCUCUGAGAUCGGCAAGACAUUCGUCUUCCUGAAAUGGAAGAGACCAGACUAUGAUGGUGGCAGCCGUAACCUGGGCUACCAUGUUGAAAAGAAACCUAAAGUGGCAGAAGAAUGGGAGAGACUGCACAAGGGUGCGAUUAAGGAAACUUACUUCAUGGCAGACAAGUGCAUUGAAAACGAAAUUUACCAGUUCAGGGUACAGACAAAGAAUGAAGGAGGUGAGAGCAACUGGGUGACAACUGCUGAGGUUGAGGUUAAAGAACAGUUAGUGGUGCCAGAGAUCAAGAUGAAGUUGCAAUGGACUCUAGUGGUUAAUGCCGGUGACGCCAUUCCGAUUGAAGCUGAUGUCAAGGGAAAACCAGCUCCGGAAGUAAAGUGGACAAAGGAGAACGACACAGGGGACAUCACCAAGAGCCCAAGGCUCCAAAUAGAAGCCGGUGUAGAAUUCUCUAAAUUCCUGUUGACAAACUCAAGACGUGGAGAUACUGGAAAAUAUAACAUCACUGCUACCAAUAGUGCUGGAACAGCCACUGGAUGGGCGAAUGUGUGUGUACUUGAUAGACCUGGUCCUAUCAGCAACCUAGUUGUAAAUGGUGUUACAGUGGAUAGGUGCAUGUUGACAUGGGAUAUGCCAGAAGAUGAUGGUGGAUGUGAAAUUUAUAACUACAUCAUAGAAAAGUGUGAGAAGAAGAGAAUGGUGUGGUCCAUACAUUCUUCUGCUGUGAUCACCAACUCUGCUAAAGUAACCCGCCUUGUAGAAGGAAAUGAAUAUAUAUUCAGGGUGCGUGCAGAAAACAAGAUGGGGGCAGGUCCUGCAGUGGAGAGCGCACCUAUUGUGGCAAGGACCGAAUUCAGUAAACCUGGCAUUCCAGAAGCACCAGAAGUUAUCAAGAUCUCCAAGGAGGAGAUGACCGUUACAUGGAACCCUCCUGAGAAUAACGGUGGAAAGAAAAUCUCUGGUUACAUUCUGGAGAAAAAGGAAGAAUUCGGAGUACGAUGGUCUCCUUGCACAAAGCAUUCCAUUGAUUCGACCCAACUGACUGUCACUGGUUUGCUGCGUGAUCAUGAAUAUCAGUUCCGCGUCAGGGCUGAGAAUGAAAUAGGACUUGGUGAACCAAGCAAACCCUCAAGAUCACUCGCCGCCAGAGAUUCUCUUGAUGUCCCAGCCCCUCCAACAAAUCUGAAGGUUGGUGACAGUACAAGGACCUCAGUAGCACUGAAGUGGACAAAGCCUGUUUCUGAUGGUGGAGCUCCUAUCAUUGGUUAUGUGGUGGAAAUGAGGAUCAAGGGAAACAAGGAUGCGGCAUGGAAGAGGUGUAAUGUCGCAGCCCAGCUAAUUGUAUGUGAAUUCACUGUCUCCAGUCUGGAUGAUCAUGAAUGGUAUGAAUUCCGCGUUUCUGCUCAAAAUCAAUGCGGUAUGAGCUUAACGGCGGAUCUUACGAUGCCCGUGCAACCCAAGGAUAUCCUUGAGGCACCUGAAAUUGACAUGGAUGCUAGUCUGAAGGAGGGUCUGACAGUCAGGGCCGGAUGUCCCAUCCGACUGGUGGCAACCAUCAAGGGAAGACCAGCUCCCAAAGUCUCCUGGAGAAGAAUGGGUGUCGAUAACGUUGUCAGGAAGGGCCAUGUGGACAUCAUUGACACAAUGACCUUCCUGGUUAUCCCUGAAAGUACACGGGAUGAUUCAGGCAAAUACUCCCUGACCCUGUCCAGCCCAGCUGGGGAGAAGGCAGUGUUUGUCAAUGUCAAAGUACUGGAUACCCCAGGGCCUGUAGUGGGUCUGGAUGCCACAGAUAUUAAACAGACGUCCGCCAAACUGGCAUGGUCACCCCCUGAGAACGAUGGUGGCAGUGCAGUCACUCAUUACAUUAUUGAGAAGCGUGAAAUCGACCGCAAGACCUGGGGACCAGUCGCAAACAAUAUUGAACAGACUGAAACCAACGUCAAGAAACUUGUUUCAGGCACAGAGUAUUUCUUUAGAGUCACGGCUGUGAAUGAAUAUGGUCCUGGAGUUGCGAAGGUCUCGCCAAAGUCCUACAUGGCAUCUGAUCCUGUCAGCAAACCUGAACCAUGCCCGAAGAUUGAUGUAUUGGAAAUUACAAAGAACAGUGCACUUCUGGGAUGGCUGAAACCAUUGGGUGAUGGAGGAGCUAAGAUAGAUGGUUAUAUAGUUGAAUACAUGGGUCUCAUCCCACCCAAACCAGAACCAGAACCAGCAGAACCAGUAGAAGGAGAGGAAGCUGCUCCUCCUCCGGAACCUGUACCUGCACCUGUGGUUGUGGAAGAACCAGCGGAAGAGAAGCCAGAACCACAAUGGAUGGCAUACACAACUGUUAAAAAUUUAACCCUUUCAGUUAGUGGACUCAAGGAGGGUAUGAAGUACAGAUUCCGGGUGGCUGCAAGAAAUAUCAUGGGUCGCAGUUCGUACACUGAAACUAGGGACGCUUAUGAGAUCAAGGAACAGAUGCUGGAACCCAAGAUUAUGAUGGCGGAGGCUGUGUCUGCCAAAGCAGGAGCUAAACUCAGAGUGGAAGCUCUUGUGUCUGGAAAGCCAGCACCAACCUGCACAUGGAUGCGAGGAGAUGACAAUGUUGUUUCCUCUAGUCGUCUUGCUGUGCACAAAUCUGCAAACAUGUGUGUGCUCAUCAUCAAAGACGUGUCCAGAACCGACAGUGGACUAUACAGUUUGGUUGCUGAGAACAGCUGUGCUAAAGUAGAUCAGCAUAUUAAAAUCAUCAUCAGAGAUAUCCCCGGAGCGCCUGAGCCUCCAUUUGAGAUCAGUGACAUUGACGCUGAUGCCUGCACACUCUCUUGGAAAGCACCAAUUGAAGAUGGCGGAAGCCAGAUUACAAACUACGUAGUGGAGAAGUGUGACGUGAUCAGAGGCGACUGGGUAAACGCUGUAUCGUCCUGUGGCAAGACUGGCUGCAGACUGGGAAAGCUCAUCCCUGGAAAGGAAUACAUCUUCCGUGUCCGUUCUGAGAAUCGCUUUGGAAUCUCAGACCCCCUUACAUCGGACAGGAUGAUUGCCAAAUUCCCCUUCGAUGUGCCCAGUGAGCCUUUAAACUGCCACAUCACCAAGGUCAACAAGGACUGUAUGUUUGUAGCCUGGGACAGACCUGAGAGCGAUGGUGGCAGCCCUAUUACUGGCUUCUACAUUGAACGCAAAGAGAGGAACAGCCUCCUUUGGGUCAAGGCUAACGACUCAGUUGUCAGAUCAACGGAAUAUCCCUGUGCAGGCCUUAUUGAGGGCUUGGAAUACAACUUCAGAGUAUCUGCCAUCAAUCGUGCUGGACAGAGUAAGCCAAGCAAGAAGUCUGACUUUGUCACAGCAAGAACACCAGUUGACACACCAGGCAAACCAGAGGUUCUCGAUGUUACCAAGAAUGCAGUCAACUUGGUCUGGACUAGACCAAAGAAUGACGGUGGAAGCAAGAUCAUUGGAUAUUAUGUUGAGGCCCUGAGGCUCCCUGGAGACAAAUGGGUCCGUUGCAACACCAGCAGUCAGAAUGUACCCAGAGAAGAGUACACUGCAACUGGACUGGAGGAAGACAUGGAGUACCAGUUCAGAGUCAUCGCAAAGACCGCUGUCAACAUGAGCCGGGCAUCAGACAUCACAGACCCAGUUCUGGUCUCUGCAGAGAAGGUGCCACCAAGAGUAGAAAUUGGAAUCCCAAUGAAGAGGCUUAAACCAGUGAAGGCUGGAGCAAAUGUACUUCUUGAGGCAGAGGUGUUUGGAAAACCGAUGCCCAAGGUUACAUGGAAGAGGGGAGAGGAAGUAUUGAGAGCUUCUGAGAUGUUGAAGAUGUCCCAGUUGAGACAUCUCUUCAGCAUAGAGCUUCUUGGAGUAACAAAGGAACACACAGGAGAGUAUAUUAUUUUGGCAGAAAAUGCAAGUGGAUCCAAAACUGGAGAAAUUAAGUUAACGGUUUUCGAUGUCCCCGGUCCACCAGUCUCUGUCAAGUUUGGUGACGUGUUUGCCAAUAGUGUCCAGAUUAGUUGGGAGGCGCCUAUUGCAGAUGGAGGCUCAGACAUCACAAACUACAUUGUUGACAAACGUGAGACCAGUAGAGCUGAAUGGGCUCAGGUCGCAGCCCAUAUUCAGGGUGAUGUGUUUGAACUCACCACAAAGAAACUGAUUGAGGGACGAGAGUACCAGUUCCGCGUCCGCGCAGAGAAUAGAUUUGGGGUUGGAGAAGCCAUCUUGACUGAUCCCGUCUAUGCCAGGAAUCCAUUCACUGUCCCUGGGGCAUGUGAGGCACCAGUCAUCACAAACAUCACCAAAGAGCACAUGACCGUUAGCUGGAAGGAACCAGCCGAUGAUGGCAAGUCAACCAUCUUAGGAUACAUGGUGGAGAAGAAGGGAACCAAGGAAGUCAACUGGACUAAACUGAACAGGAAAGCCUUGAUAGAGAGAACCCUGGAAGUUGCUGGUCUGUCAGAGGGAGCAGAGUAUGAAUUCAGAGUAAUUGCCCUGAACAACGCUGGCCUUGGCAAACCCAGUGAGCCAUCCACUGUGGCUUCAGCCCACGAUCCUAUCAAUCCUCCUGGACCCCCUGUGAACCCGAUGGUCACUGACGUCAGCCGCAGCACGAUUAGCCUGACCUGGACUAAACCAGCCAAUAACGGAGGCAGUGCCAUCCUGGGAUACCUUGUUGAAUGCAAGAGAACAGACGCAACAGACUGGAUCAGAUGCAACGUGCCCAAGAACCUCCAAGACACAUUCUACCUUGUUCAGAACCUCAUUGAUAAAUCUGAAUAUCAACUGCGUGUGUCUGCCGUGAACAAAGUGGGCUUCAGUGAAACAUGCGAAGUGCCAGACAAACAUGUAGCAAAGGACAUUUUGGUUGCUCCUGAGGCAGAACUCAGUGCUGACCUGAAGGAGGUUCUGGAGCUCCGUGCUGGGUCCCAAAUGAGACUUUUCGCCACAAUAAAGGGUCGUCCCACUCCCAAGGUGAUCUGGGCAAAAAUGAACAGCAACAUCAAGGAAAGACAAGGCAUCGUUAUCAAGAGCACCGACACUGACACUGUGGUGUUAGUCCAGAGUUGCAACAGAUAUGAUGCGGGCAAAUAUAUCCUGAGUCUUGAAAGUCGCAGCGGAAUGAAGAUGUAUACAAUUGUUGUCAAGGUUUACGAUACCCCUGGGCCACCAGUCAAUCUCAUGGUAAAGGAGACAACAAAGGACAGUGCAAAGAUCCUUUGGGAUACUCCUCUUAUUGAUGGUGGAAGCGAAGUGACCAGUUACAUUAUUGAAAAGCGUGAUGCAGAGAGAAAAGCUUGGUCUCUAGUUAAGGAUAACUAUGCCAAAAACACUCUCAAGAUCCCUGAUUUGGAGGCUGGUAGAUCUUACUGUUUUAGAGUCAAGGCUGUGAAUGAAUAUGGCGUUGGUGAGGCAUGUGAAACCGCAGAUUCAGUUAGAGCGUCUGAGGAACCUGGGCCAGUUAUGGACUUCAAGCCCUUGUUGAUCACAAAGCAAGGAUGCACCCUUGGAUGGAAGAAACCUCUCAGUGAUGGCGGUAGCCGCAUCAUUGUGUAUGUGCUUGAGGUUAUGAAUGGAGAUGAUAACUGGAAGGAGCUAAUGAGUUCCAAGAACAUGCAGUACAGUGCCAAGGAUCUGGUGGAAGGAAAAGAAUAUAAGUACAGAGUCAAAGCAGUAAAUGACUCUGGUGACAGUCCGUACAAGGAGCUGGAUGUGGUGGCUAAAGACCAGAUCAUUCAUCCUGGAGUUGACUUGCGGGGCAUUCCCAAUCUGUGCUACAUUGCAAAGGAGGGAAGUAUAGUCCGCAUCAAGCUCCCACUCUACGGCAAACCUACUCCUAAAUGCUCCUGGAAGAAGGGCGAGGAUGAGGAUUUGACCGAUACUGGAAGAGUGUGUGCAGAAUCCACAGCAGUCAACACUACCCUCCUGAUCCGUGACUGCCAGAGGAGCGAUGCCUCUAAGUACACAGUCACACUGAAAAACAUUUCUGGAGUAAAGGAAUCCACCAUCUUCAUUAGGGUGGUUGGCAAACCAGGAAUGCCUGUCGCACCAAUGAAGUUUAAGGAUGUCACUGCAGAUGGGUGUACCCUGAGAUGGACUGCACCUAAGGAUGAUGGUGGAUCAGAGAUAACCAACUAUACUCUUGAGAAGAGGGAUUCCGUAACCAACAUGUGGGUUAGCAUUGCUACCGAUAUUGAAGCAGUUUCCAAUACUACCACCUUCAGAGUGACAGGUCUUCAUGAGGAGACGGAAUACAUCUUCAGAGUCUGUGCACAGAACAAGCAUGGUGCUAGUGAAGGACUCAAAUCCGAGCCUAUUGUUGCCAAACAUCCAUUCAAUGUACCUGAGGCACCACCUGCACCUGUGAUCAUGAGUAUGCGUCAUGAUUCAUCAUUCUUGGCCUGGUCUGACCCAAGGAAGACCGGAGGCUCUCCAAUUACUGGCUACCAUGUUGAGUUCAAGGAGAGGAACAGCAUGCUGUGGAAGAGGUCAGGGGGAGCCAUUAAGUUGAAGGAACACAAGGUCACCGGCUUAACUGAAGGACUGGAAUAUGAAUUCAGAGUCAUGGCCACGAAUCUGGCCGGUGUUGGCAGAGCAAGUCCACCAACUGGGGCGCAUGUUGCCUUGGAUCCAAUUGAUGCCCCUGGAAAACCUGAUGUGAUCAGCAUCACAAGAAGUACUGUAACACUUCAGUGGACUGAGCCCAAGUACGAUGGUGGACACAGACUGACAGGCUACAUUGUGGAAAAACGUGAUUUGCCUUCCAAGAUCUGGCAAAAGGCUAACAAUGUGAAUGUUGUAGACACAGCAUACACUGUGAAAGAGCUGCAGGAGGGAUGCAAGUUUGAGUUCAGAAUCAGGGCAAAAAAUGCCGCUGGAGCAUUGAGCCCUCCCUCUGAACAAACAGAUACACUUGUGUGCAAGGAUGAAUACGAGGCACCAACCAUCACUAUUGAUUCCACUGUAAAAGAGGGACUCACAGUCAGAGCGGGUGACCACAUCGUCAUAACUGCAACAAGUAUUGUAGGCAAACCCCCACCAACAUCAGUGUGGUCUAAGGGUGGAAAAUACUUCAAGCCUUCAGAUAUCUGCCAGAUUGAGUCCACUGCAACGUCCUCGACAUUGACUGUCAAAUACGCCGGGAGAUCGGAUUCUGGAGAAUACACAAUUACAGCCAGCAAUCCAUUUGGUGUCACAGAAGAAGUUGUGAAAGUGAAGGUUUUGGACGUUCCCGCAGCUCCGGGUCCUAUUGAGGUCAGUGGAGUUUCGUCUGAGAAGGUCACACUGACAUGGACACCACCAACUGAAGAUGGUGGAUGUCCAGUUAAAUAUUACACCCUGGAGAAGAGAGAAACAAGCCGCCUCCUUUGGACCAUUCUUUCAGAAAAAGUACUUGACUGCCACUAUAUUGCCAAGAAGCUAAUCCAGGGAAAUGAAUACAUCUUCCGUGUGAAGGCAGUUAAUCACUAUGGUCCUGGAGAAGCAGCAGUGUCUGGGCCAGCUAAGAUGGUGGACCAAUUUGGUCCCCCUGGUCCUCCAUCAAAACCAGAGAUUGAAGAGAUUGGAGGACACCAUGUCAAAAUCAACUGGAAAAGACCAAUUGAUGAUGGUGGUAGCGACAUCACAGGCUACAUGGUUGAAAAGAAAGAAAGAAAGGGCAUGAGAUGGGUUAGGGCAGCGAAGAAGUCCAUUGCUGAACUCUCAUAUGAAGUAACGGGACUCACAGAGAAAGUUGAAUAUGAAUUCAGGGUGGUUGCAGAGAACAAAGCAGGCUUCGGAGAGCCAAGUGAACCAUCAUUGUCUGUUACGACCAAAACUGUUAAAUAUGCACCUGGACCUCCAAUCAACCCAAGAAUUACAGACACAACAAAGACUUCUGCAACAUUCUUCUGGGGGAAACCACUUGAAGAUGGUGGGCUUGAAGUCACAGGGUACUUUGUUGAGCAUAAAAAAGAUGGAGAAGAGGAAUGGUUCAAGGACACACCAACUGCUUCACUGAGAAUUACAGAAUUUGUUAUUCCUAACUUGAAAGUGGGAGCAAAAUACCACUUCAGAGUCAGUGCAAUGAAUGCAGAGGGAGUUGGUGAACCAGCUCAAACUGAAGAACUGGUUGAAAUUAUUGAACGUGAAGAAGAGCCAGACUUUGAACUGGAUGUUGAGCUGAGAAGAACCCUUGUUGUCAGGGCGGGAUGUUCCAUCCGCAUAUUUGUGCCCAUUAAAGGUCGCCCAGCUCCUGAAGUAGCCUGGACGAAGGGCGAAGACGCACCACUCAAAGGACGUGCUAACAUUGACAGCACAGAGUCAUACACUAUGCUUGUCAUCCCUGACUGCACAAGAAAUGAUGCAGGAAGAUACAACUUGAUCCUUACGAAUGCUGCAGGAGAGAAGACUGCUCAUGUCAAUGUGAGAGUUCUGGAUUCACCUGGACCACCAAUUAAUCUGAAGCCAAAGCACAUUGACAAAGAGAGCAUCACUCUUCAAUGGGAACUGCCGCUUAUCGAUGGUGGUUCAAAGAUAACAAACUAUAUCAUUGAAAAGAGAGAGUCAACACGCAAAGCAUAUUCCACCAUAAUAUCAGUUUGUCCAAAUAGCACAGUUAGAAUUCCUGAUCUAGCAGAAGGGUCAGAAUAUUACUUCAGAGUAUCGGCUGAAAAUGAGUACGGAAUUGGCGAGUCGGUUGAGACUACAGAUCCAAUUCGAGCAUCUCAAGCACCAACACCCCCUGAGAGCGUUUAUGCUACAGAUGUCACCAAGACCGCUGUCAGUCUUGCAUGGACAAAGCCAAAACAUGACGGUGGUAGUAGAGUUACUGGAUAUGUCCUUGAAGCUCAAAAGAAGGGAGGAGACCAGUGGUCCCAUGUGACAACUGUCAAGACUAUGGACUUCAUAGUGAAGAACCUAAAUGAAAAUGAACAGUAUAUAUUCCGUGUCAUGGCUGUAAACCACUCCGGAAGAAGUGGUCCUUGUGACAGCAAGCCUGUUACUAUCAAGGAAACAAUAACAAUGCCAGAAUUUGACCUGCGUGGAAUAUGCCAGAAAAUUGUCAUUGCCAGGGCAGGAGAUGAGAUUAAAGUUGAGAUACCAGUUAUGGGACGUCCAAAACCAACUGUUUCAUGGACGAAAGAUGGUCAGCACCUCAAGAUAACCCCAAGAAUAAUCACUGAAUGUACUGCAACCACAAGUAUCCUGAAUAUAACAGAAUGCAUAAGGAGUGACACAGGACAUUAUGGCAUGACAGGGAAGAACAUAGUUGGCUCAGUGACAGAUACCAUCAUAGUAAAAGUGCACGAUGUCCCUGGACCUCCAAAGGGACCAAUAAAAAUAGAUGAAAUCUCCCGUACCUAUGCUGUCAUCUCUUGGGGAACACCUGAGAAUGAUGGAGGUGUACCAAUCAACAAUUACAUUGUUGAAUUAAGGGAAACUACAGGAACGUCAUGGGUAGAAUUGACAUCAUCAGUAAUCCGUACAAUAUUUAAAGCUACUCGUCUGAAGACUGGUGCGGAAUACCAGUUCAGAGUCAAAGCUAAAAACAGAUAUGGUGCUGGUCAACCAAUCAUCUCAGAGUCAGUGGUUGCUGCAUAUCCAUUCAAACCCCCUGGGCCACCUAGCACUCCAAAGGUUGUGGCCUUUACCAAAGACACAAUGACAAUUGGCUGGAAUGAACCUGUUUAUGAUGGUGGAAGUGAAGUCAUUGGAUAUCACAUUGAGAGGAAAGAGAGAAGCAGCAUCCUUUGGCAAAAGAUCAGCAAAUCCAUGGUGAAAGAUAAUCAAUUCAAAUCAAGUGGACUGGAAGAUGGAGUUGCAUAUGAAUUCCGCGUCACUGCUGAAAACAUGGCUGGAAUUGGUAAACCAAGCAAGGCUUCAGAAGCAAUGCUAGCCCUUGAUCCAGUGGAUCCACCAGGUCAACCAGAGCCAAUCUUUGUUUCCAAGAAUAUAGUAACAAUUCAAUGGACAAAGCCUGAAUAUGAUGGUGGGUUCAAGAUUACUGGCUACGUAGUGGAAAAGAGAGACUUACCAGCUGGUCGUUGGAUGAGGGCCAACUUCACAAACAUCAUUGAGACCACUUUCACUGUAAGUGGGUUAACUCAGAAUGAGGCCUAUGAAUUCCGUGUACUUGCCAAAAAUGCAGCUGGUUCAGUAAGUGAACCAUCUGAGCCAUCGGAUCCCAUCACCUGCACAGAUGAUAUUGUGGAACCACGAAUCAUGGUUGAUGCCAAAUUCAAGGAUGUGAUUCUACUGAAAGCAGGGGAAAACUUCAAACUUGAUGCAGAUGUUGCAGGCCAACCACUACCAUCCAUGGUGUGGACCAAGGGUGGAAAGGAUAUUGAAAAUACGAUGAAAUUGACAAUUAAAAUGACUGACUUAACAACAACUCUGAUUAACAAAGACUCGUUAAGAAGAGAUGGAGGUGAAUUUGUUCUGACUGCCACAAAUGUUGGCGGGUUUGCCAAGCAUAUCUUUAAUGUCAAAGUCCUUGACAGACCAGGUCCACCUGGAGGACCCCUGGUGGUGUCAGAUAUCACAUCUGACAACUGUAUUUUGGAAUGGGCUCCACCCGCAGAUGAUGGUGGUGCAGAGAUUGACCAUUAUGUGAUUGAAAAGCGUGAAUCAAGCAGGCUUGCAUGGACAAAUUCGGCCUCAGGCUUAACUGAUACUCAAUUUAAGGUGAACAAGUUACUCAAAGGAAAUGAGUACAUAUUCAGAGUAAUGGCAGUCAACAAAUAUGGAGUCGGAGAGCCUCUAGAAUCUGUGCCAACUAUUGCAAACAAUCCAUGGGUGCCAGCAGAUCCUCCAAAGGAUCCUGAAGUAACAAUAAUCACUAAGGAUUCAAUGAUUCUUAUGUGGAAGGCUCCUGAGUACGAUGGUGGAACUCCAAUCACAAACUAUAAUAUUGAAAGGAAAGACAAGAUUGGUCUUCGCUGGGUAAAAUGCAACAAGAAGAAAGUAAAAGACUUGCAGUUCAAGGUAACUGGGCUUCAAGUAACACAUGAAUAUGAAUUCAGAAUUCUUGCAGAGAAUGCAGCUGGAUUAAGCUUACCAAGCAAUUCAAGUCCUUUCUACAAGGCUACUGACACCCUCUACGAACCAGGCCCUCCAGGCAACCCAAGAGUCGUGGACACAACCAAGUCAUCCAUUACGAUUGCAUGGAACAAGCCAAAUUAUGAUGGUGGUUCUGAAAUCACAGGAUACAUUGUGGAGACCUGCGUUCCUGGGGAGGAGGAAUGGACAAUUGUUACUCCGCCAGGAGGACUAAUGGGUACAUCGUUUACCCUUAUGAACUUAGAGGAGGACAAAGAGUGCAUGAUUCAAGUUUCUGCCGUAAACAGUGAGGGUAUUGGAGAGGAAGCAACUAUUCCUGGCACACCGAGAGCUGAAGACAGGCUGCUUCCACCGGAAUUUGACCUGGAUGCAGAGCUAAAGAAGGUUGUGAAUAUCAGAGCCUGUAACACAUUGAGACUUUUUGUACCUAUCAGAGGAAGACCAUCACCCGAGGCAAAAUGGACCAAAGAAGAUGGUGAACCUAUUACGAGAGCAACCAUUGAAAGCACAACUUCUUACACAUCACUGGUGGUGGAAAAUGUCAACCGAUUUGACAGUGGCAAGUACGUGCUCACAAUAGAAAACAGUUAUGGAUCCAAUACAGCUGCUGUGAAUGUCAGAGUGCUAGAUACCCCAGGUGCCCCGCAAAAUCUCAAGAUCAACAGCGUCACUAAAGAAUCUGUCACUCUUAUCUGGGAUGCUCCAGUAAAUGACGGUGGAGCAAAGAUUAAGAACUACAUUGUUGAAAAACGUGAAUCAACAAGGAAAGCAUAUGCCACUGUAAAAUCGAACUGUCAUAAGAACACCUGGAAAGUUGACCAGCUGCAGGAGGGAUGUAACUACUACUUCAGAGUUUUAGCUGAAAAUGAAUAUGGAAUUGGCCUACCAAUUGAAACCCGUGAAUCAGUUAAAGUUUCUGAAAAACCACAGCCUCCUGCCAAAAUCACCCUCGCCGAUGUUACCAAGACUAGUGCCACCCUGUCUUGGGAGAAACCAGAGCAUGACGGAGGAAGUAGAGUGGUAUGCUAUGUUGUUGAGAUGCUGAGCAAAGGUGCCGAGAAAUGGGUCCAGUCUUCCAUUGUCAAAACAUUAGAAGCAGUUGUCCCUGGACUGACACCAGGUGAAGAGUACAUGUUCCGUGUAGCAGCAAGAAAUGAAAAAGGAACAAGUGAUCCACGUCAAAUUGGUGUGCCAGUGAUUGCUAAAGAUCUUGUGAUUGUCCCAUCAGCUAAAAUGUUGUUCAACACAUUCAGUGUUCUAGCAGGAGAGGAUUUGACAGUACAGAUUCCGUUUAUUGCUCGACCCCGAGCAACUAUUUCAUUCAUAAAGGACAAUCUACCUAUGAAGCGUACCACCAGAGUUAACUUUGGAGGAUCAGAUAAACUGAUCAAUCUUCAAAUCAAAGAGGCAUGCAGAGAAGAUGUUGGUCAGUACCGAAUCAUACUCGCAAACACCGCUGGGGAUACAUCUUUAUGCAUCUCAGUAGUUGUUCUUGACAAACCUGGACCACCAAAGGGCCCAAUUAAAGUUGAGGCUGUUACUACUGACAGUGUGCUUUUCUCCUGGGCUCCACCAGAGUAUGAUGGUGGUGCAACAAUCAACAGCUACCUUGUAGAAAAGAGAGACACGUCCACACAAACUUGGUUGGUCGUGUCUCCAAAUCAUGCAAGAACAACGAUUAAAGCUUCGAGGCUGAAAAACGGUUCAGAGUACCAGUUCAGGGUGACAGCUCAGAACAGGUAUGGAAAGGGCCCAUCUCUGACCUCAGGGUCUGUUGUUGCUGAGUAUCCAUUCAAAUUACCAGGCCCUCCAGGAACACCAUCUGUACAGUCUUCCACAAAGGAUAGCAUGGUAGUUGUGUGGAAUGAGCCUGUUAAUGAUGGUGGAAGCACUGUGCUGGGAUAUCAUCUUGAGCGCAAAGAGAGAAACAGUAUUCUCUGGGUGAAGCUCAAUAAGUCUCUUAUCCAGGAUACAUCUUACAAGACCACUGGCCUGGAACCAGGACAGGAAUAUGAAUUCAGAGUUUACGCUGAAAACAUUGUGGGAAUUGGAAAAGUUAGCAAACUUUCCGAAGGUCACAUUUCUAGGGAUCCUUGCGAUCCCCCCGGAGAUCCUGAGGCUACUAAGAUAACAAAGGAUUCUGUAACAAUCACAUGGACAAAGCCAGAGUAUGAUGGUGGUGCCAACGUCACCGGCUAUAUUGUAGAGAAGAAAGAGUUGCCAGAGGGCCGCUGGAACAAAACCAACUUCACAAAUAUCAUUGAAACCGAGUAUGUGGCAACCAGCCUUGUGGAGAACCAGAAAUAUGAGUUCCGUGUUAUUGCAAGAAACGCAGCAGGUGUUUUCAGCCUUCCCUCAUACAGCACUGGACCAAUUACUGCUAAAGAUGAAAUCGACCCUCCUCGUAUUAGCAUUGACCCACAGUUCACACAAACUGUUUAUGUUAAUGCUGGAGAUAGCUUCAAAAUCGAUGCCGAUGUUCAUGGUAGUCCAAUACCCGAAAUCCUCUGGAUGAAGAGCGGCCAUGAGGCACCCCUUGCAAACACUAUCACCAGAGACAUAAAAAAUACAGACAGCACCACUUUGUUGACUGUCAAAGAGGCUAAACUUGAAGAUGGAGGAAAGUACACUUUACUUCUAAAGAAUCCAGGAGGCGAGAAGUCAGUGAAAAUCAAUGUGGUUGUUCUGGAUAAACCUGGGGCACCACAAGGUCCUAUCUCUGUCACUGGCAUCACAAAUGAUCAAUGUUGCCUUGCUUGGAAAUCCCCACUAUAUGAUGGCGGCAGUAAAAUCACUCAUUACAUUGUAGAGAGAAGGGAGACAAGCAGAUUAGUUUGGACUGUUGUUGAUAAUAAGUGUGAGUCAAAUUAUCUGAAGGUUACAAAACUCUUGGAGGGAAAUGAGUACAUUUUCAAAGUCCAGGCAGUAAACAAAUUUGGACUUAGUAUGGGUCUGGAAUCAAUUGCUGUGACUGUCAAAGACCCAUUCGUUCCCCCAGAUUCACCAAGUAGGUUGGAGGUUUCCGAUGUCAAAAAGGAUUCAAUGGUGAUUACCUGGGAGGCUCCUGGAUAUGAUGGUGGCAGUAAUAUUAUUGGAUACAUUAUUGAGAAGCACGAUAAGGAGGGUGUGAGAUGGACCAGAUGCAAUAGGAAGACAGUUACCGACUUAACCUACAAAGUCACCGGACUUAUGGAAAGUCAUAUUUAUGAAUUUAGAGUUCUGGCUGAGAAUGUCUCUGGAGUUGGAGAGCCAAGCUCCCCAACAGUUUUCUACAAGGCUUUGGAUCCAAUCUUCAGACCAGGUGCACCAAUUAAUCCUAAAGUAACUGACAUAAGCAAAACUUCAGUUUUCCUGUCAUGGGGCAAACCUAUAUAUGACGGAGGAUGUGAGAUUCAAGGAUACAUUGUGGAGAAAUGCGAAGUGCCAUCUCCUGCAUCUCUCACUAAGCAAUCCAUCGUUGUGGAACCGGCCACUAAGGCACCAGCUGCUGAGGGAGAGGAAGCACCUGCUGAAAAAAGAGCAGCUGAGGCAACACCUGCUGAGGCAGCACCCGCCGAAGUAGCACCCACCGAGGCAGAGCCCGCCGAAGCAGCACCUGCACACGCAGCACCUUCCAAGGCAGAACCUGCAGAAAAAGGAAGUGCAGAAGGAGCUACAGAGGAAGAACCUGCUGACGUGUGGACAAUCUGUACUCCACCAAGUGGCAUCAAACAAACAAGAUUUGAAGUUAGAAAAUUGGAGGAAAUGCAUUUGUACAAGUUCAGAGUUUGUGCUGUCAACAAGCUUGGUGUUGGAGACCAUGCAGAUGUCUCUGGAAUAAUUCUUGUCGAGGAGAGGAUUGAGGAACCAGAUCUGGACAUUGACCCAGACCUGAGAAAGGUUGUGAACAUUAAGGCUGGAUGUUCCCUCAGGCUGUUCAUUCCUAUCAGAGGGCGACCUCAACCUGAAGUCAAAUGGGGAAAGGAUGAAGGUCCAAUUAAGGAGAAUGCACAAGUUGAAGUGACAAGUAGUUACACGUCCCUUGUGAUUGACAAUGUCAACAGAUUUGACAGUGGAAAAUACACUGUUUCUGCAGAGAACGCCAGUGGUGAAAAAUCUGCUUUAAUUAGCGUUAGAGUUCUUGACACACCUAGUGCCCCAGUCAACCUCAAAGUGAAAGAUAUCACUGGUGAAUCAGUGACACUUACAUGGGAUGCCCCUGUGUUGGAUGGAGGAGCUAAAAUCAGAAACUAUAUUGUUGAGAAGCGGGAAAGCACCAGGAAAGCCUAUGCAGCUGUGGUGACAAACUGCCACAAAUUAUCAUACAAGGUUGAGAACCUUCAAGAGGGUUGCAAUUAUUAUUUCCGAGUCCUUGCUGAAAACGAACAUGGUGUUGGCUUGCCUACAGCAACCAUUGAUCCCAUCAAAGCCUCAGAGGUACCCCAAAUCCCACGAAAACUGAGUGUUGUUGACCAAACCAAGACAAGCAUCUCUCUUGCCUGGGAGAAGCCUGAGCAUGAUGGUGGAAGUAGAAUCAUUCAUUACCUGCUAGAGAUACAACCUAAAGGCUCUGAGAAAUGGUCAGGUGUUGCAACUGUCAGAGCAAUGGAGUCUGUUGUCAACAAUCUAAAUCCGGGUGAAGAAUAUAUUUUCAGAGUGUUUGCUAUCAAUGACAAAGGAAAGAGUGACCCAAGGGAACUUGCACUUCCAGUGACAGCAAAGGACCUUGUUAUCGAGCCUGAUGUUAGACCUGCAUUUAGCAAUUACAGUGUUCGGGUUGGUAAAGACUUCAAGGUUGAAAUCCCGAUCGCAGGACGUCCUAAACCAGCAGUUAAAUGGACAAAGGAUGGAUCAAUCCUACUCCACACCUCAAGGGUUAAAAUCACUAACACUCCAGAUAGCACAACUCUAAGUAUCACAGAGGCUACAGGAGAAGAUGGCGGAAUGUAUGGCAUUAAUGUUACUAAUGUAGUUGGGGAAAAGAAUGCAACAAUUGAAAUCAUUGCUCUUGAUAAACCUGGCCCACCAAGUGGACCUGUAAAGUUUGAUGAAGUUACUAUUAACACUGCAACUAUUUCUUGGGGUCCACCAAAGCAUUCUGGUGGCUGCCAGAUUUCAAAUUACAUUGUUCAGAAAAGAGACACAACCACCACAUCUUGGGAGAAUGUUGCUGCCUCCGUGGCAAGAACUACACUCAAGGUGCAAAGGCUGAAAACUGGGGCUGAAUAUCAAUUCAGAAUCAUUGCUCAAAAUCGAUAUGGCAAGAGUUACGGUUUGGACUCACAUCCUUUGACUAUAAAGUACCCUUACAAAGAACCUGGCCCACCCGGCACUCCAUUCAUUGCAUCUCUCUCCAAGGAAUAUAUGGUUGUGGAGUGGCAUGAACCAGUCGCAGAUGGAGGUAGUUCUGUUCUAGGCUAUCACCUUGAAAGGAAAGAGAGAAACAGCAUCCUCUGGACUAAGCUUAACAAGUCACUCGUUAAAGACACCAUUUACAAAACCGGUCCCUUAGAGGAGGCUGUUGAAUAUGAAUUCAGAGUUUAUGCUGAAAAUAUCGUUGGUAUUGGCAGAUGCAGCAAAAUCUCAGAGGGUUGUGUUGCACGUGAUCCCUGUGAUCCUCCUGGCACCCCAGAGGCUAUCAUUGUAAACAAAGAGUCCAUUACCAUUGAAUGGACAAAGCCAGAAUAUGAUGGAGGAAGUGUGAUUACUGGUUAUGUUGUUGAGAAACGUGACCUUCCAGAGGGACGCUGGAUGAAGGCAAACUUUACCAACGUUAUUGAGACCAGGUUUACUGCUACUGGACUAACUGCUGAUGCACAGUAUGACUUCAGAGUCAUUGCUAAGAAUGCAGUUGGAACAUUCAGCAAGCCAUCUUAUAACAGUGGACCUAUAACAGCAAAUGAUGAGGUGGAAGCGCCAAAAUAUUCUAUUGAUCCUGCGUUCACCAAAACGAUCAUUAUCAAUGCAGGAGACACAUUCAAACUUGAUGCUGAUGUACAUGGAAAGCCAGUACCCACAAUCCAGUGGUUCAAGGAUGAUGUGGAAAUUGAAAAGAAUACAAUGAGAUUGGAGAUCAAAAAUACAGAAAGCGUCGCAAUGAUAGUUGUGAAGGAUUCUGUCAGAGUUGACGGUGGAAAUUACAAACUUGUCCUGACAAAUGUUGCUGGAUCAGAGUCAGUUCCAUUCAAGGUGAAUGUACUAGACAGACCAGGACCACCUGUAGGUUCACUCCAUGUCACUGGAGUCGCUUGUGACAAAUGUACUCUGUCAUGGCGUGCCCCACUACAUGAUGGAGGCAGCAACAUCACACACUACCUCAUUGAGAGGCGUGAAACCAGUCGUCUUGCUUGGACUAUGGUUUCUAACAGCUGUGAGACCACAGUGUAUAAAGUAACUAGUCUCCUGGAGGGCAAUGAGUAUAUUUUCCGUGUCAUGGCUAUCAACAGUUAUGGCAUUGGUGAACAUGUGGAGUCUUCAGCAGUAAUAAUGAAAAAUCCAUUUGUUGUCCCUGGCGCACCACAUGUUAAUGAUGUAACGAACAUUGCCCGGGAUUCCAUGACUGUCUGCUAUUCUGCACCAGAGACCGAUGGGGGAAGUGACAUUACUACUUACAUCAUUGAGAAGAAAGACAGAGCUGGAGUUAAAUGGACCAAAUGCAACAGGCAAAAGGUCACAGACCUAUCUUUCAGAGUAACAGGUCUGACAUCAGAUCAUGAAUAUGAGUUUAGAGUAUCUGCUGAAAAUGCAGCUGGUGUUGGUGAGCCAAGUCUACCAACGUCAUACUUUAAGGCCUGUGAUCCCAAGUACAAACCUGGGGCACCCACACAUGCACAUGUGAUUGAUACCACAAAGAGCUCAAUCACAGUCGCAUGGGGAAAGCCUCUCAGCGAUGGUGGCUGUCCUAUCCAGGGAUACAUUGUAGAGAUUUGCAAAGCUGAGGAGGAGGAAUGGACAAUGUGCACUCCACCAACAGGCCUGCGGGUCAAUAAAUUUGAAAUCACAAAACUUACAGAGGGUCAGGAAUAUCAGAUCCAGGUCUGUGCUAUCAACAAACUGGGUGUUGGUGAACUAGCUGCUGUAUCUGGAACAUCUAAACCAGAGGAGAAGGUAGAGGAUCCAGAAAUUCAACUGGACUCGGAAUUGAGGAAAGGAAUUGUGGUGCGUGCUGGAGGAUCUGUGAGAAUCAAUGUACCAUUCAAAGGCAGACCAACGCCAGAGAUUAAGUGGUGUAAGCUGAAGAAGGUUGAAGAAGUGGAGGAAGAACAAGAAUUGCAAGAGAAAGCAGUGGUUGAGAAAGGUCUCAACUAUACUCAGCUUUCCAUUGACUCUUGUGACAGAAGUGAUUCUGGAAAGUACAAUGUGACUGUGAAGAACAGCAGUGGUACCGUUUCUGAAUUUGUAACUGUGAAAGUGCUAGAUACACCAGGUGCCCCUCUGAAUCUCAAACUGACAGAGAUCAAGAAAGACUCCAUAACUCUUGUUUGGGAUGCCCCUGUUACAGAUGGCGGAGCGAAAAUCAAGAAUUAUGUUGUUGACAAACGUGAAUCAAUCAGGAAAGCUUUUGCAAAUGUAACAACCAAGGUCAACAAAACAACCUACAAAGUUGAAAACCUUGUUGAGGGGGCUAUGUAUUACUUCAGAGUUAUGGCUGAGAAUGAAUAUGGAAUUGGAUCGUCGACUGAAACAAAGCUUGCAACAAAGGCCUCUGAGGUGCCUCUUCCAGUCGGAAAGAUCUUCUUGACUGAUGUUACUAAAGUCAGCGCAUCGUUCGGAUGGGAAAAACCAGAGCAUGAUGGUGGAAGCAGAAUUACCGGUUACCUAGUUGAGAUGCAGCAAAAGGGAGGGGACAAAUGGGGUGUUGCAACAUCCACAAAGGGUGAUUGUCAUGGCACAGUCACUGGACUUACUGCUGGACAGGAGUAUCUGAUCCGUAUCAUAGCUUACAAUGAGAAGGGAAAGAGUGAGCCUAAAGCACUGGCUAUGCCAGUUGUUGCUAAUGACAUGACUAUUGAACCAAGCUUAAAACUCAUGUUCAACACCUACACCGUCAAAGCUGGUGACGAUCUGAUAGUAGAAAUCCCAGUGUUUGGUAGGCCGAAACCCCAAAUUGUUUGGAGGAAAGAGGGUCUGCCAUUGAAAAGAACAACAAGAGUGAAUGUGAUAAACACAGCAACAACUGCUACCAUUAAAAUUACUGAGGCAUGUAAGGACGACUUUGGAAAGUAUACCAUUACGGCAACUAACACAGCUGGCUUAUUCUCUGAAGACAUAGGAAUCACAAUCCUUGACAAACCUGGUCCACCAACCGGACCCAUUAAAGUCCUUGAAGUAAGCAAUAACUCUGUCAGUCUUUCAUGGGGUGCCCCGGAGUACACAGGCGGAUGUCAAGUAAAGCAUUACAAUGUGGAAAAACGAGAUACAACACAAACAGCAUGGCAAAGUGUGAAUGCACAGCUCGCUAGAACAGCUAUCAAAAUAACCAAGCUGAAAACUGGCGCAGAGUACUGUUUCAGAAUCUGUGCUGAGAAUAGAUAUGGAAAGGGCGCUCCUUUGGACACAAAAUCAAUUCUGGUGCAAUAUCCAUACAAAUCCCCAGGACCACCCGGAACUCCAUACAUCAAAUCUGCAACAAAGGAUCAAAUGAUUAUUGAAUGGAAUGAGCCAGUCAAUGAUGGUGGUAGUACGGUUAUUGGAUACCAUCUUGAAUCUAAAGAAAGAACCAGCAUUAUGUGGACGAAACUCAACAAAGCCCUCAUCGCUGAUACCUCUUUCAAGAUAUGUAAUCUUGAGGAGGACAUUGGAUAUGAAUACAGGGUCUAUGCUGAAAACAUUGUUGGCAUUGGCAGAGCAUCGAAAAUAUCAGAAUCAUUCGUUGCUCGAGAUCCAGUUGAUCUACCAGGUACCCCUGAGGCUACUGUUAUCUCCAAGAACCACAUUGUGAUUCAAUGGACUAAGCCAUUGUAUGAUGGAGGCAGUAAGAUCACUGGAUAUAUUGUGGAGCGGAGAGAUCUAGCCAACAUUGAGGGUCGCUGGAUGAGAGCCAACUUCACAAAUGUCAUUGAGACAGAAUUUGCCAUCUCUGGCUUGACAGAAAAUGAACAAUAUGAGUUCAGAGUGAUUGCAAGAAAUGCCGCUGGUAUUUUCAGUGAGCCUUCUGACAGCACUGGACCCAUUACUGCCACAGAUGAGAUUGAAGCACCAAGAGCCUCAAUGGAUCCCAAAUACAAGGAUGUCAUUGUUGUUAAUGCUGGGGACAACUUAGUUUUGGAUGCUGACAUCUAUGGCAAACCCGCUCCUGAGGUCUUAUGGUUGAAGGAAGGAAAGCAAAUGGACAAAGCUCUUCGAAUUGAAGUGAAAACUACACAGAAACGUGCAGCUAUGCAUAUCAAGGACUGCACAAGGUUAGAUAGUGGAAACUAUGACCUCAGUCUCACCAAUAUUGGUGGGGUAAAGACAAUCCCAAUCACUGUGAAGGUCCUUGAUAAACCAGGUGCACCCACUGGACCACUGAGAGUCACUGGACUGACCGCCGACAGAUGCUUCCUAUCUUGGACUGAUCCCUCUCUGGAUGGUGGUGCAGCUAUAAGUCACUAUAUUCUGGAAAAGAGAGAGACCAGUCGGUUAUCCUGGACUGUGGUUAACGCAAAUAUUCAAGCUACAAAUUUCAAAGUGAUCAACCUACUGGAAUUGAACGAAUAUAUUUUCAGGGUUAGGGCUGUGAACAAAUAUGGCAUUGGUGAUCCUUUGGAGUGUGAGGCAGUAACUGCACGCAAUCCAUACAAGCCUCCAAGUGCACCCGGAACACCUGAAGCAAGUAAAAUAACAAAGGAUUCUAUGGUCCUAUCAUGGUCAAAGCCAGAGAACAAUGGUGGAGCAGAAAUUGACUGCUACCAUCUUGAGAAACGUGAUAAAGAUGGUGUAAGGUGGACCAAAUGCAACCGGCAGCCAUUGACUGAUCUACACUUCAAGGUCACUGGGCUUUUGGAUGGUCAUUUCUAUGAAUAUCGUGUUUCUGCAGAGAACGAAACUGGAGUGGGAGAUCUGAGCGAACUCUCCCUGUUCUACAGAGCAUGCAAUGCUACAACAGCACCUGGACCACCACACCAUCCUAAGGUGACAGAUCACACCAGCUCGACUGUGUCCUUGACUUGGGGCAAACCCGCUUCUGACGGUGGAGCAUACAUCAAAGGGUACAUUGUUGAAAUGAGAGAGGUGACAGAAGAGGAGAGGAAAGCAAUGGAAGAGGAAAAGAAAAGGAAAGACGCAGCAGCAGCAGAAGAAGAGUUUUUGGAAGAAGAGGAGGAAGUGGAAGCAGCAGCAGUAGAAGAGUUAAAAGAACCUCCUAAGGAGUAUGAAUGGACCAUUUGUACACCCCCAACUGGCAUCCAAGCGACACACCUCACUAUUAAGGACUUGAAGGCAGGACUAGAAUACAAAUUCCGUGUCUGUGCUAUCAAUUCAGAGGGAGUUGGUGAACCUGCAGAUAUCCAUGGCACUGUGAUUGCUGCAGAAAGAGUUGAGGCACCAGAGAUUGAACUGGAUGCCAACCUCAGGAAGGUUGUCUCUGUCCGUGCAGGUGGAUCUCUGCGUCUGUUUGUCACAAUCAGAGGAAGACCUGAACCUGAAGUUAAAUGGGCAAAGUUGGACGGCGAGCUGACAGAACGUGUCAUGAUAGAAUCCACAAGCUCAUAUACUAUGCUUGUAAUUGACAAUGUAAACCGAUUCGACAGUGGCAAAUAUACAUUGAACCUUGAGAAUAACACUGGUGAAAAAUCUGCACUUAUCAACGUCAGAGUGUUGGACACACCAAGUGCUCCACAGGCCUUUGCAGUCAAAGAUAUCAAAAAAGAUUCUGUGAAUCUUGUUUGGGAAACACCACUCACAGACGGUGGAUCAAAAAUAACCAAUUACAUUGUGGAGAAGCGAGAGUCCACCAGAAAGGCUUACACUGCCGUGACAACUAACUGCUUAUCUAAUUCCUUCAAGAUUGAUGAGUUGCCAGAGGGAUGCAUUUUCUACUUCCGUGUAUGUGCUGUAAAUGAGUAUGGCAUUGGGUUGAUGGCUGAAACCAAAAACCCAAUUAAAGUUUCUGAAGUGCCUAUGCCACCACGAAAUGUCAGAGUUACAGAUCUCACGAAAAACAGUGUAUCACUUGCCUGGGAAAAGCCAGCUCAUGAUGGUGGAAGCAAAGUAAUGUGCUACAACGUUGAGGUGCAAGGUAAGGAUGACAAGGGUACCCAGAAGUGGAAUACUUCAUGCACAGUCAAAAUCCUAGAAACAACUAUUGCAAACCUAGUAGCAGGUGACGCAUAUUCAUUCAGAGUCAUUGCAAUCAACGAGAAGGGAAAGAGUGUACCAAAGGAACUUGGUCUACCUGUGACAACAAAAGAUAUUGCUAUUGAACCCUCAAUUGAGGUGUUAUUCAACACUUACAGUGUGAAGGCUGGAGGUGAUCUUACAGUUGAAAUCCCAGUUAGGGGCCGACCUAAACCUGUUAUUGCAUGGAAACAUCAUGGCCUUCCUUUGAAGCAAACAAGCUCAUUGACAAUUCUGAAUACCAAGACCUCAUCCAAAAUUAUUAUAAAGGAGGCGGGCAGAGAACAUGUCGGAAAAUAUGAAAUCACUGCCGCAAACCCAGGUGGAAUGAAAAUAGCAGAGAUUGGAAUUAUUGUCCUUGACAAACCUGGUCAACCAACUGCUAUCAAACCAACUGCUGUAACUUCAGACAGUAUUUCAUUGUCAUGGGCUCCACCAGAGUAUGAUGGUGGUUGCUGCAUCAACAACUACAUUGUAGAGAAAAGAGAUACAAACGCAACAGAUUGGCAAAUGGUCUCAUCAAAUGUUGCAACAACAGCAAUUAAAGCCUCCCGAUUGACAAAGGGUGCUGAAUACCAGUUCCGUAUCUAUGCUGUAAAUCGUUAUGGAAAGAGUCAACAUACAGAUUCCCGUGGAAUUACAGCCCAGUAUAACUUCAAGCUACCUGGCCCACCAUCGACUCCUAAAGUGGUACAUGCAACCAAGAUUUACAUGCUUGUCACAUGGAAUGAGCCAGUCAACGACGGAGGCAGCACAGUUCUUGGAUAUCAUUUGGAGCGAAAGGAGAGAACCAGCAUCAUCUGGAACAAGAUGAAUAGAGGUCUCAUCAAAGAUACAGAAUACAAAGUGACUGGCAUUGAAGAGGGCAUGGGGUACGAAUACCGCGUUUACGCUGAAAACAUUGCUGGAAUUGGAAAAUGCAGCAAAGCAUGUGAGGCUGUUUCUGCAAGAGAUCCAUGCGAUCCCCCUGGCGAGCCAACAGUGACAGGUAUCACAAGAACAUCAGUAUCCCUCGCUUGGACGAAGCCAGAGUACGAUGGUGGAGCCAAGGUUACUGGUUACAUUAUUGAACGCAGAGAUCUCCCAGAAGGCCGCUGGAUGAGGUGUAACUUCACCAACGUGGUGGAAACCUACUAUGACGUCACAGGCCUUACCAAGGACCAGCAGUAUGACUUCCGUGUCAUUGCAAAGAAUGCUGCUGGAUGCUUCAGUGACCCAUCUUAUUCCACUGGUUCAAUCACAGUCAAGGAUGAUGUGGAUCCACCACGUAUCAUGAUGGACGUGAAGUACAGAGCUGUUGUCGUUGUGAAAGCAGGAGAUGUUCUUAAAAUCAAUGCAGAUAUCGCUGGUCGUCCACUGCCAGUAACAUCAUGGAAAAAAGAUGGCAAAGAGAUCGAGCUCAGGGCCAGAAUUCUGAUUCUUGCAACAGAUACCAGCACCUCAGUAAUUGUGAAGGACUGCAUAAGGCGUGAUUCUGGACAAUAUACUUUAACUCUGCAAAAUAUUGCCGGAACAGUAUCUACACCAGUGGACGUUGUGAUCCUGGAUAAGCCAGGACCUCCCGCUGGCCCCCUGGCGACUACAGGCAUUACAGCUGAAGAUGUCACCUUAGCAUGGGGUCCUCCUCAAGAAGCAGGCGGUGCAGAUAUCACACACUACGUUGUUGAGAAACGUGAAACAAGCCGUCUUGCUUGGACAGUGGUGAAUGCAGAUCUGAACAGGACACAUUUCAAGGUCACAAAUCUCCUCAAGGGUAAUGAAUACAUGUUCAGGGUCAUGGCCGUCAAUAAGUAUGGACUUGGCGAGGCCCUUGAGAGUGAGGUCGUCAAAGUGGCUGAUCCAUUCACAAAACCAUCUGCUCCCACAAAUUGUGAGAUCACGGAGGUAUCCAGUGAGGAGAUGAAACUUGUCUGGCAGAAACCCGUUUCAGAUGGAGGCAGUGAAAUUACUGGAUAUGUAAUUGAAAGGCGCGACACGGCAGGUCUACUCUGGGUCCGUGUGAACAGAGAGCUUGUGACUGAAUUGGCAACCAUAGCAACUAAACUACGAAAAGGAUAUGAAUAUGUGUUCCGCGUGUUUGCUGAAAACGCUGCUGGUUUGAGUCCUCCAAGUGAAGCAUGCCCAUCGUUUAGGGCUGAAGAUGAACAGGUCGAGCCAGACCCACCAAGUAAACCAAAGGUUGUUGAUUCAACCAAGAGUUCAAUCUCCAUCAUUUGGAACAAGCCACUAGAAGAUGGUGGAGCUCCCAUCCUUGGAUACAGUGUGGAGUAUAAGAAAAUGAAGGACGAGGAAUGGACAGUGGCCAUUCAGAACAUAAAGAGCAUGGAGUUCACUGUCUCUGGACUUACAGCAGAUGAAGAAUAUGAGUUUGCUGUUAAGGCAAUAAACAAGAUUGGUGAAAGCGAGCAAAGUCCAAUUUCUGAGCCUAUCGCAGCAAUGGAUAGAACUGUGGAGCCUAUGUUUGAUGUUGACAUAGAAAUGCGCAAGACAUUGAUUGUCAAGCAUGGCAACUCAUUCACUCUGACUGUACCUUAUAAGGGAAAACCUGCACCAUCAGUAGAAUGGAGCAAGGAGGAAGUAGACCUCAAGGCAAGAGCAACCAUUGAAACAAAUCACAGCUGCACUUCACUAACAAUUGAAACGGCAACAAGAAAUGACUCUGGACAGUACACUGUAACAUUAGAGAAUGGCAUUGGAGACCCAGUAACAUUACCAAUAGUUGUAAAGGUUCUUGACUCUCCUGGACCACCACUUAAUGUAGUUGUUAAGGAUGUCACCAAAGACACUGCUACCGUUACAUGGGAAGCUCCAGAAAAUGAUGGAGGUGAUGUUGUGAAGGCUUACCAUGUUGAGAAACGUGAAGCCAGCAAAAAGGCAUGGGUGUGUGUGACUAACAACUGCCACGCGUUGUCCUACAAAGUGGAAGAUUUACAAGAGGGAGCCUUCUAUUACUUCAGAGUCAUGGGAGAAAACGAAUUCGGAGUGGGUGUAGCUGCUAUCCCCAAGAAUGGAACAAAGAUUACAGAAAAACCAAGUCCACCUCAAAAGCUUGGGGCUAUUGCGGUAACCAAGGACAGUGUUACAAUCGGAUGGAUGAGACCAGAACACGAUGGUGGAAGCAGAGUAACUCAGUACUUCAUUGAAGCACUUGAGAAAGGACAACCCAAAUGGUCGAAGGUUACUCUUGUGAACACAACUUCCUUCCAAAUCAAAAACUUGAAGGAAAAUGCUGAAUACUUCUUCAGAGUUAGUGCUCAGAAUCAUGCUGGACUCGGCGAACCCAAAGAGAUGAUCGUUCCUGUUGUAGUGAAAGAUCAACUGGAGGCCCCAGAUUUUGACAUGAAGAACUACCCCAGCAAUACUGUCUAUGUGAGAUCAGGAUCAAAUCUGACCUUUGAGCUUCCUAUGACCAGCAAACCUUUGGCAAAGGUUAUUCUAUCAAGAAACACUGUUAUUCUGAAACCAUCCAAGAGAUUGGUCACUCAAGUUACUGCUGAAAGCCUGAUCAUCAAACUGAACGAGAGCAUUGCAAGUGAUGCUGGCAGAUAUGACAUCAUCGCCUCCAAUACAAGUGGUAUCACCAAGAUGUUCAUCAACAUCGUUGUGUUGGAUAGACCUGGUCCUCCAACUGGCCCUAUUGAGGUUGGUGAAGUGACUGAAUCCACAGUGGCUCUCAAAUGGGCUCCUCCUGUGUAUGAUGGUGGCAGCCCAGUUACCAACUACGUUGUACUGAGACGUGAAACAAGCACACCUGCUUGGACUGAAGUGUCUUCUCAGGUUGCGAGAAGUGCCAUAAAGGCCGGCAAGCUUACCAAAGGAGAGGAAUAUCAGUUCAGAAUCAAGGCAGAGAAUCGCUUUGGUAUCAGUGACCACAUUGACACCCCACCAAUCACAGUGAAGCUUCCAUACACAUUCCCUGGCCCUCCAUCAACACCAUGGGUAACCAUGGUUUCAAGAGAGAGCAUUACAGUCAACUGGAACGAGCCUGUCACAGAUGGAGGAAACACUGUCACGGGCUACCACCUGCAGAUGAAAGAGAGAAGCAGUAUUCUGUGGCAAAAGGUCAACAAAGUAGCAAUCAUUGGAACACAGCUGAGAGUAACAAACAUCUGCCCUGGCCUCAUCUACGAAUUCAAGGUGACAGCAGAAAAUGCAGCUGGUAUUGGAAAAAUCAGCAAAAUAUCAGAAGAGGUGCUCGCCAUUGAUAACUGCGAGCCCCCGGCAGCUGUAAGAGUCUCCGAGAUCACAAAGAACUCCAUCAGUCUGGCCUGGGUUAGGCCGCCUUAUGAUGGUGGCAGCAAGAUCACUGGAUACAUGGUGGAGAGGAAGGACUGCCCAGAUGGCAGAUGGACAAGGGCCAACUUCACUAACGUGAUUGAGAUGAACUUCACAAUGUCAUGCUUGACCCAGAAUGAAUCCUAUGAGUUCAGAGUUUACGCAAAGAACGCAAUCGGUUCUAUCAGCAAUCCAUCUGAUGUCGUCGGUCCAAUCACUUGUGUCGAUUCAUGUGGUGCCCCUGCGAUCGAUCUUCCUCCAGAGUAUUUAGAUGUUGUGAAAUACAAAGCCGGAUCCAUGGUUAAGAUCAGAGUGGGAAUUCUUGCCAAGCCUCUGCCAACAAUUGAGUGGUACAAGGAUGGAAAAGAAAUGGUGUCAAGCACUACACUAUCCAUCGAGAGCACUACUGAUUGCUCUAGUCUUCUCAUCAAGGACGCAACUCGUAGCCACACUGGCACAUAUGAAAUAAAGAUUAAAAACGCUCUGGGCUCGGCAUCUGCCACCAUCAGGAUAGAAGUUCUAGACAAACCUGGACCACCUCCUGGCUUGAUUCAGUUUAUGCUAGUCACAGCAGACAAGAUCAUUCUUAAGUGGGAGCCAAUCACUGAUGAGGGUGGUGCUAAGGUCAGCCAUUAUGUUGUGGAGAAACGUGAAACCAGCAGAGUGGUAUGGUCUACCGUGUCUGAGAGACUAGAAGAGUGCUACAUAGGUGUCAUGAAGUUGGUACGAGGAAAUGAGUACAUUUUCCGUGUGAGGGGUGUCAACAAGUUCGGAAAUGGAGAGCCCUUGGACUCUGAGCCUGUUAUUGCCAAAAAUUUAUUUGUUACCCCAGGACAGCCUGCCACACCAGAGGUAACAACUAUAACCAAAUCAACAAUGGUAGUUGUAUGGGACAAACCAGGUGUGGAUGGCGGUAGUCAAGUAACUGGCUACUACCUUGAGAGACGUGACAAGAAGAGCCUUCGCUGGAUAAAGGUCUUGAAAGAUCCGAUUAACAACACCACUACGACUAUCUUUAACCUAACAGAAGGCAAUGAAUAUCAAUACCGUGUGUGUGCCAUCAACAAAGCCGGAGAGGGCCCCUUCUCAGAUGUGUCUGACUACUACAAAGCAGCUGAUCCAGUUGAACCACCAUAUGAACCUACCAAGCUCAAAGUGGUUGACUCAACCAAGACAUCUAUCACCCUUGGAUGGGCCAAGCCAGAGUGGGACGGAGGCAGUGAGAUCCUCAGCUACGUUGUUGAACAGCUGACGGACGUGGAGGGUCUACGACGCAAACCACCCAAAGAAGAAUCAUCUGAAUCAGAAGGAGAAGAAGAGGAGGAAGAAGAAGCAGACAAUGGAGAAUGGAUUGUAAUCAGCCAGAAGGGAGAAGUGAGGACAGCAGAGUACGUUGUUUCCGGCCUAACACCAGAUGUUGACUACUACUUCCGUGUAUCUGCAGUCAACAUCGCAGGGCGUGGAGAGGCCAUUAAGAUGAAAGAGCCCGUUCAUGCUAAGGAUAUUCUGGAGGAAGCUAUCUUCGAUCCAGAUGUUGCCAUGAGAACUCACUACAUCGUAAAAGCCAAGCAGGAUGUGGAGAUCACAGUGCCCCUCAAGGGCAGACCUGCACCUAGUGCUACUUGGAUGUUCGGAGACGAGAACAUCGACAAUAAUAAAAAAUAUGAAAUCCACCACACAGAUACUACAUCAACCCUUGUUAUUCCAGAAGUCAGCCGUAAUGACACUGGUAGGUACACUGUGAAGAUUGAAAACGGUGUAGGAGAGCCAAAGUCAAUGACACUGUCUGUGAAGGUUCAAGACUCACCAGCUGUCUGCACGAACCUGGUGUUGAAGGAUGUCACUCGUGGUAAAGUAACCAUGUGCUGGGAAGAACCUGAACUUGAUGGUGGUGCUGAUAUUACCAAUUACAUCAUUGAAAAGAGAGACUCAUCCAAGAGAUCCUACUCUAGUGUGACAACCAAAUGCACAGAACAAUUUUAUACCAUUGAAGAUCUCUCAGAGAAAACAUCCUUCUUCUUCCGUGUAUCAGCAGAGAAUGAAUUUGGAAUAAGUGAUCCUUGCAGCACAGUUGAACCAGUAAAAGCUACAGAAACUCCUGGUCCAGUCAAAGAAGUUUCUAUGAAGGAUGCCUCAAAGACCUCUGUAACACUGCAGUGGGUGAAGCCUGAUUAUGAUGGUGGAAGCAUCAUAUCUGACUACGUCAUUGAGAAGAGACUCAAGGGUGAAGAGGACUGGGCAGCUGCCGGCUGCAGCAAACAAUGUGAACACGAAGUACCAAAACUCAAAGAAACCUCACAAAUGAAUUUCAGAGUUGCCGCCAGAAAUGAAAAGGGGAAGGGUGACUUCACUGAAAUUGGACCAAUUGAAGUGAAGGACUUUGUCAUCCCACCAGAGGCCAACCUGGAUGAGUAUCCAGGUGGGGAAAUCAGUGUCCGUGUGGGCCAUAAUGUACACAUUGAAUUGCCCUAUAAGGGUAAACCCAGACCUGCCACGUAUUGGCUUAAGGACAAUAUGCCACUGAAGGAGAGCGAACUAGUACGCUUCAGGAAAACAGACAACAAAGUUGUUCUCAUGAUCAAGAAUGUGAGACCAGAGCAUGGUGGGAAAUACACACUUACUCUUGAUAACAGGGUGUACAGAAAAUCCUUCAACGUUUUUGUCAUAACUCGCGGACCACCAUCAAAGCCUGUCGCACCCAUCAACUUUGAUGAGGUCAGAGCAGACAGUGUCACAAUAUCCUGGGAGGAGCCAAAUGAUUACGGAGGUGGAGAAAUCACUUGCUACUCUGUAGAGAAGCGCGACACAUCUCAGAAUGACUGGAAGAUGGCAUGCUCUAGUGUCACUGACACAACAUUCAAGGUGCCCAACUUGAUCAAGGGAAUAGGGUACCAGUUCAGAGUGCGUGCUGAGAAUAUAUAUGGAGUCAGUGAGCCGCUGGUGUCACCAAGCGUUGUCGCUAAACACCAGUUCAGGCCUGCAGGUCCACCAGGAAAGCCUGUUGUGUACAACGUCACCAACGACGGAAUGACAAUUCAGUGGGAGCUGCCCGUCUUCAAUGGUGGCUGUCCAGUCAAGGGCUACCAUGUUGAGAAGAAGGAGAAGAACAGUGUCAUGUGGCAGAAGGUCAACACUGUGGCUAUCGCUGGAACAGACUACAGAAUUCUUGGCCUUAUUGAAGGACUGGAAUAUCAAUUCAGAGUCUACGCUCAGAAUGAUGCCGGAUUCAGCCGCAAGAGUGACGAAAGCAACACCACCAUGGCAGUUUCUCCAGUUGAUCCACCUGGUCAACCUGACUACACUGAUGUGACCAGCAAUUCUGUCGCCCUGAAAUGGGACGCACCCAAACGUGAUGGCGGCAGCAAGAUUGUGGCUUACAAUGUUGAAAAACGCCAAGGACAGGGCCGCUGGCUGAAGAGCAACUUCACUGAUGUCCACGACACCCAGUUUACUGUCACUGGUCUUGCUUGCAAUGAACGCUAUGAGUUCAGAAUUAUUGCAAGAAAUGCUAUUGGCGUAGUGAGUCCCCCAUCCAACUCAUCUGGACACAUCGUGGUCAGAGAUGAAAGUGCUUCUCCAAACAUUGAGUUUGGCGCAGAGUAUUUUGAGGGACUCACAAUCAAGGCAGGAGACAAUAUGAGACUAAAAGUAUCGAUCACUGGACGACCACAGCCCAAGGUUGUGUGGUUCAGAGACGGCGUGCAAAUCACCAAGUCGAUGAUGGACACCACCACAGUUGCUGGAUCAAGCAUGCUCUUUGUACGUGAUGCUGACCGCAGUCACAAAGGAACUUACACAGUGGAAGCCACCAAUAGCCAAGGAACCAAGAAGGAGGACAUCAUUGUCCAAGUCCAUGAUACUCCUGGAGAGCCGGUGGGACCUAUCAUUUUCAGUGAUAUCUCUGAAGGAAAAGUGACCCUCACAUGGAAUCCACCGGAGAACGACGGCUGCUCUGACAUCUCUCACUACAUUGUUGAGAAGCGUGAGACCUCUAAGAUCUCAUGGGCACUUGUCUCGGAUUGCUGUAAAGAAACAGUAUACCACGCCACCAAGCUGAUGAAGACCAAUGAGUACCAGUUCCGUGUUUCUGCUGUCAACAGGUUUGGUACCGGCCGACCAUUGGAUUCAAGUCCCAUCAUUGCACAAAUGCAAUAUACUACUCCUGAUGCACCUGGCACACCUGAUUCCACUGCAGUUUCUGGAGACAGUAUCACACUGGCAUGGGAAGCACCCACAUCUGAUGGAGGAAAUCCUAUUCAGUACUACAUUGUUGAAAAACGUGAGAAGAAGACUGUCCGCUGGGACAAGGUGAGGUCAAAGAAGCCCAUUGUGGAGCCUGCUCACCGGGUGGAUCAUCUCACUGAAGAUAUGGAGUAUGAGUUCCGUGUGAUGGCAGUAAACAACGCCGGUAUCGGAGCACCGAGUAACAUCUCAAUGGCCAUUAAAGCCAGCGAGCCAAAAGAUAUUGCAUGCGCUUCAUCUGUGGUUCAUGUAACCGACUCUACAGAUACAACUAUCAGUUUGGAAUGGACCAAGCCUAAAGAUGAUGGUGGCAGUCCCAUCCAUGGAUACGUCAUUGAGUUGCACAAGGUAUCUGAGGGAGAACUAAAAGAAAUACUAGCUAAACCUAAGAAGGUGGUAGACAGCUCAGAAGAGGAGGAGGAGGAGGAGGAGGAAGUGAAAGAAGAGGAUACCAGAGAAUGGAUCAGAAUCAAUGAGGAUCUGGUCAAUGAUACAAAAUACGUUGCAACUGGUUUGGAAACUGGUUCAUACUACCUGCUUCGUGUUUCUGCCCAGAAUAGUAUUGGAAAGGGAGAGGAGCAAGAGAUUCCUGAGCCAGUACAGGCUGUGGACAGACACGUAAAACCUGACGUUGAUAUUGACGCUACCUUCAAACAUACACACAUUGUGAAGAAGGGAGGCACCGUCUGUCUCCGUAUCGCCUAUAAAGGAAAACCAACUCCUUCAGUUAAAUGGAGUAAAGAAGAUGAAGAAGAACUUGGUGUCAUGACAGAUAUUACUACUACAGAGACCUACACUGCUCUAACGAUAGAAAAGUGUACCAGAUACGAUUCUGGAAGAUACACUCUUACUCUGGAGAACAGCAGUGGCGUAAGGGAAGUUGAUUUCAUUGUAAAGGUAUUGGAUACACCUGGACUUCCAGGACCUAUUGCCUUUGCAGAAGUGUCCAGAGGAGCACUGACACUGGUUUGGGAACCUCCAGCUAAUGAAGGUGGAGCUCGCGUUCAACAUUACAUUGUAGAGAGGCGUGAGGCAAGUCGUCGUACCUGGAACCAAUCCGGUGGCAAGGUCACUGCGCUAUCCUUACAUAUCCAGGAUCUUCUGGAAGGUGUUCCCUACUUUUUCAGAGUCUCAGGAGAGAACCAGUACGGUAUUGGUGAACCUUUUGAGACGAUAGAUCCCAUUAUUGCUACUGCAGAGCCUUCUUCACCAAUGAGAUUGGAUGUUGUGGACGUCACAGACACUACAGCAACACUCUCCUGGGUCAAACCCGAGCACGACGGUGGUAGUCGUAUCACAGGCUACAUCAUUGAGCAUAAGGCAAAGACCACAGAUAAAUGGGUCGUUGGUGGUGAGACCAAGAACGAGAGCAUCACUCUAGAAUUAUGUAGGACUGCAGAGUAUGAGUUCCGCGUUAAGGCAAAGAACGAUGCAGGCAACAGCUUACCAAGAGAAGCACUAUCCUCAGUGGUAAUCAAAGAGCCACAGAUUGAACCAACUGCAGAUCUCAGUGAAAUAUCUAACCAGGAGGUCAUCUGUAAAGUGGGUAAUACCUUCACCAUCGAUGUGCCCAUCACUGGUAGACCAGCACCGAAGGUAAUCUGGAAACUGGAGGAGAUGAGGCUGAAAGAUACUGAAAGGGUUGCAAUCAAGACUGUCAAAGACAGAACAACCCUGUCUGUCAGAGACGCCAUGAGGGGCGAUGGUGGCAGAUACUUCCUCAGUCUGGAAAAUUCUGCUGGAUCCAAGACGUUCUUCGUUACUGUCAAUGUCAUUGGAAGACCUGGUCCCCCCGUUGGACCCGUUGAAGUUUCAUCCAUAACAUCAGAAUCAUGUGAGAUUGCUUGGGAAGCACCAGAGGAUGACGGUGGAACAGAUAUCACCAACUACAUCGUUGAGAAGCGUGAAUCUGGCUCCACUGCCUGGACACUCAUCAACUCCAGUGUGAAACGCACCAACCUCAGUGUGGGACAUCUGACAAAGUACAUGCAAUACACCUUCCGCGUCAGUGCUGAGAACAGAUUUGGCACAAGCAAAUCAACUGAAUCUGAGACCAUUGUCGCUGAGAAUCCAUUCGGUCCUGCUGGUGCACCAACCAGACCUUCUGUAUACAACGUGGCUUCCACCACCUGCCACAUUCGCUGGGAGGAGCCAUACCACGAUGGUGGUAGCAAGGUGACUGGAUACUGGAUUGAAAAGAAAGAACGAAACAACAUCCUUUGGGUGAGGGAGAACAAGAUCCCAUGCUUUGAAUGUGACUACAGAGUAGAGGGACUUAUUGAAGGCCUUUCGUACCAGUUCCGUGUCUUUGCAAUGAACAGUGGUGGCCUCGGCAAAGCUAGCGAGGCAUCCAAGCCUAUGGUGGCUCAAAAUCCAGUUGAUCCUCCUGGUAGACCAGAAGUAACUGAGGUGGGCAGAUCUACAGUGUCCAUCAAAUGGUCUACACCACUUGACGAUGGUGGCUUCCCAAUUGUGGGUUACAUUGUUGAGCGCAAGCCAUACACCAUCACUGGCGAAGGUCGCUGGCUGAAGUGUAACUACACCAAUGUCACAGAAAAUAACUUCUCGAUCACUGCACUUGGUGAAGGAGAGGUCUACGAGUUCCGAGUCAUUGCCAAGAACUCCAACCAAGUUUUCAGUAUGCCUUCAGAGUCAACCGGCGCAGUCACAUGCAAAGCAGAAUACACUCCUCCAAAGGCAGACCUCGACAGCAAACUUCUGGUUGACACGGUUACAAUCAGAGCCGGCUCAGACCUUGUUCUGGAUGCUGCUGUUGGUGGUAAACCUGACCCCAAAGUGUUCUGGGCCAAGGGAGAUAAGGAACUGGAGCUGUGUGAGAAGUACUCCCUGCAGUACACCAGCACACGUGCCAUGGCCAUUAUCAAAUUCUGUGACAGAGAUGAUACCGGGAAGUACGUUCUCACUGUAAAGAACGCCAGUGGCAUCAAGUCAGCCGAAGUUAACGUACAAGUACUUGAUACACCUGGUGCUCCUGACGGCAAAAUCACCAUCAGCCAUAUUUCUGAAGAGAAAUGCACUGUGUCUUGGAAACCCUCUCUGGAGAGUGGUGGUGACCCGGUGACACAUUACAUUGUUGAGAGACGCGACACCAACAGACUCAACUGGGUGAUCAUGGAAGCUGAGUGCAAGGAACACACCUGUGAGAUCACUAGACUGUUCAAGAACACUGAGUACCUCUUCCGCGUGAGAGGUGUCAACAAGUAUGGAUCCGGCGUUCCACUGCAAUCUGGUCCUAUCAUCGCCAGAAACAUGUUCACUGUCCCAUCUGCUCCUGGCACACCAGAGAUUCUUGCUGUAGGAAAAGAUUUUGCUAGCAUUGAAUGGCUAAAACCAGAGAGCGAUGGUGGCAGUCCUAUAACUGGCUAUCUGAUUGAGAAACAUGAAAAGAAGAGUGCCAGAUGGAUCAAGGUGAACAGAGAUGCCACACUUAUGGACACAAGCUUCAAGAUAACUGGCCUUGUGGAGGGCAACAUCUACCAGUUCCGUGUAUCAGCUGUCAACAAGGCUGGUGAGAGUGAACCCAGUGAGCUGUCUCUCUAUGCUGUCUGCAGAACACCAACAAGUACUCCUCCACCUCCCACAAUUCCACGUAUUAUCGAUACUACCAAGGACAGUGUCAGCCUUGCUUGGACCAGACCCUUGGAGGACGGAGGUUCUGAUAUAAUCGGAUACGUUCUGGAGAUGCAAGACCAGGAGGAGGGAGCUGAGAAGCCGCCUGAGCCAAAACCUGAGAAGGUACCUGAGAAAGUAGUUUCGAAGGGAGCCAGUCUAGGAGCCAAGAAAACAGUUGUGUUUGUGGAGGAAGAGUCGGAGGAGGAGGAAGGCGAUGAGGAAGAGGAGGAGGAGGAAGAGGAAGGUACAGGUGUGUGGGUUAAGGCCCAUGAGAAGAACCUGAGACUCACAGAACACGUUGUGACUGGCCUUACAACUGGCAAGAUGUACCGCUUCAGAGUGGCUGCAGUUAACUUCAAUGGAGUCGGUGAAUUUAGUAGAGCCUGCGCAGCAGUCGAGGUUAUCGAGAAAAUUGAAACUCCUGAUAUUGAGCUUCAUGAUGAUAUGACAAAGACCAUCUGCCUGAGAGCCGGAGGUUCUCUUCGUCUCUUUGCCACAGUCAUUGGACGACCAAUCCCUGCAGUUACCUGGAGCAAACCUGGUGUCGACCUCAACAACCGUGGCUUCAUUGAAGUCACUAAAACUUCCACACAAAUCAUUAUUGACAAAGUGCACCGCUAUGAUGCUGGCAAAUAUACCAUUGAGGCAAAGAAUGAAUCUGGCGAAAAGACAGCUACCAUUAUUGUCAAGGUCUAUGAUACACCUGGUCCAACUGGCCCAAUUAAGAUCAAGGAACUUGAGAAGGACUCCAUUACCAUUGCAUGGGAUCCUCCUACUGUUGAUGGUGGAGCACCAGUGAAUAAUUACAUAAUUGAGAGACGCGAAGCAUCAAUGAGAGCUUACAAGACUGUGACAUCCAAAUGCAGCAAGACAUCAUACAAAAUCGACGGACUCUUCGAGGGAAUGCUGUAUUACUUCAGAGUCCUCCCAGAAAACCUGUACGGUGUGGGAGAGCCAUGUGAAACCCCUGAUGUAAUUUUGGUGUGCGAGGUGCCUUUGCCCCCUGCGACACUGGAGGUUGUGGAUAUCACCAAGACCACAGUAACACUUGGAUGGGAGAAACCAGAGCAUGACGGUGGAAGCAGACUCACAGGCUACAUCAUUGAAGCUUGUAAAUUUGGCACAGACAAAUGGAUGAAGGUGACAACAGUGAAGACAACUGACUUUGAGUUCACUAUGACUUCUUUGACUGAGAAAGAUCAGUUUAUGUUCAGAGUCAGAGCUGUUAACAGCAGGGGAGCCAGUGCACCAAAGGAGCUUGUUGCAGCCGUAACAGUCCAAGAACAAAGAGUUCUGCCAAAGGUUGAUCUAUCUAGUAUCCCACAGAAGUUUGUCAAUGUGUUGGCUGGUAAACCACUUGAGCUGCACUUGCCAAUAGUCGGUAGACCCCCACCAGUUUGCUCAUGGUACUUCAGUGGUCAGAAGCUGAAGAUCACUCAGCGUACGAAGAUUCAGACCACUGGAAAGUUCUCUAAGCUAACCGUGCUUGAUACUUCCAUCGACGACAGCGGUAACUACACUCUUGAAGUGAAGAACGUCACAGGAGAGACAUCUGAGAUCAUUAAAGUGAUCAUUCUUGACAAACCUGAUGAGCCUAAAGGACCAGUCAGGUUUGAUGGGGUUGAUGCCACCUCAGUGACCAUCAGCUGGGAUCCUCCAGAGAGAAACGGAGGUGCCCCUGUCAGCGGCUAUGUUGUUGAGCAGCGUGAAGCCCACCGUCCUGGAUGGCUGCCAGUAUCUGACUCAGUCAGUAGACCAACAUUCACCUUCGUCAAACUGACAGAAGGAGAUGAAUACAUGUUCCGUGCCGCAGCAGUCAAUCGCUACGGUGUUGGUAACUGGCUGCAGUCUGAAGUUGUGAUGUGCAAGAGCGCAACGAACAUCCCUGGACCUCCAGGCAGACCAGCAGUAUUUGACAUGUCUCGUGAUGGCAUGACCAUUGCAUGGCUGGAACCAGAGGAUGAUGGUGGAUCUGAGGUGUCUGGAUACAUCAUUGAGCGCAAGGAGGUCAGAUCUGACAGAUGGGUGCGUUCUAACAAGAACCCAGUCACCAUGACCAGAUACAGAUCAACAGGUCUGAUAGAAGGCCUUGAGUAUGAACAUAGAGUAACGGCAAUCAACGCUAGAGGUGUUGGCAAACCAAGUGUUGUCUCCUUAACAGCAGUGGCAACUGAUCCCGUUGAUCCACCUGGCUCACCCCAGAACCCAAGAGUCACAGACACCACAAAAUCAUCAGUGUCCCUGGCCUGGAGUCCUCCUGAUGAGGAAGGUGGAUGUAAGGUCUCAGGUUAUCUGAUUGAGAUGCAGAAAGCAGGCUCAGUCACCUGGAUCAAAUGUAACACAACACCUUCUCUGAUCUGUGAAUACACACUCACCAAAAUGCCGCAAGGAGAGGAGUUCAAGUUCCGUGUGAUGGCUUGCAACGCCGGUGGACCCGGAGAACCCGCUGAGGUCCCUGGAACAGUCACUGUGACGGAAAUGCUUGAAAAACCUGAUCAUGAGCUGGAAGCCAAGUACAAGGAUGUCUUUGUCGUCAGAUAUGGCAGUGUUGUCAAACUCUCAGUGCCCAUCAAGGGUAAACCAGUUCCUACAUGCAAGUGGACAAAGGAAGGCGCUGACGUGCCUGAGAGAGCAAUGAUCGCUUCCAAUGACGACUGCACUGAGCUGGUAAUCAAGGGUGCAGUAAGAGACGACUCUGGCACUUAUGACCUACUGCUUGAGAACAAGUGUGGCAAGAAGAGCGUUCACAUCAAGGUGAAGGUUAUUGGCCGUCCAACUGCUCCAGAGGGACCACUUGGAUACGAAGACGUUCAGGCACAAUCUGUUAAGUUGACAUGGAAGGCUCCUUCAGAUGAUGGUGGCUCUGAAAUCCUUGGAUACAUUGUUGAGAGACAGCAGGUCCCCAAGACAGCCUGGUACACUGUAGAAACCAGGGUGGUGGACACAUCUUUCGUUGUGAAGGGACUCGAGGAGGGACAAGAGUAUCACUUCAAGGUGACAGCUGAAAACACAUUCGGUAUCAGUGGAUCGCUGAAGUCAACAGAACCCCUCAUACCGAAGACUCCUCUCUGUCCCCCAGAGACAUCAAGCAUCCCACCAGAGGUUAUGGAUGUCACUAAGAGCUCUGCCUCUCUGUCUUGGUCAAGACCUAAGGAUGACGGUGGCUCUGCCAUUACCGGAUACUAUGUUGAGUACAAAGCAGUAUCCUCUGAGACAUGGGUUCGUCAUGAGAAGAAGGUCGUUUCAACCCAGUUUACCAUCCCUGGACUCACUGCUGAUGCUGAAUACCAGUUCCGUGUUAUUGCUCAAAAUGAUAUUGGAGACAGUGAACCAGGACCUGCAUCCGAACCAGUCACAUGCAAAGAUCCAUUUGACAAACCAAGCCAACCAGGCGAGAUUGACACAGUAACUGUCACAAAGGACGCAGUCGCCAUCAAGUGGGCGGCGCCAGAAUGCGAUGGUGGAAAGGAGGUCCUUGGUUACUGGGUUGAAUACAGGAAGUCUGCAGAGGCUACCUGGAAGAAAUGCAACAAGACACGCACCAAGGAGAAAAAGUUCACCAUAACUGGUCUGGCCGAAGCCACUGAGUAUGAGUUCAGAGUGAUGGCUGAGAAUGAGACCGGAAUCAGCAGACCACGCAGAACAGCCACAUGCAUCAAGACCAAACUGAGCGCUGGAACUCAACCAAGCCUGAGGAAAGAAAUGGAUGAAGUUACGACUAAAUUAUACCAACCAGGAAUUAUGAAAUGCCAGAUUAUUGGUAGACCUCUUCCCGAUAUCAAAUGGUAUAAAUCUGGCAAGGAGAUAAUCGAGUCUCGUAAAUAUGAGAUGAGCUCUGAUGGCCGUAACCAUUCACUGACCAUUAUGACAGACCAACAAGAGGAUGAAGGAGAAUACACAUGCAAGGCUAUCAAUGAUGCAGGUGAAGCAGAAACCAGUGGCAUUCUCGUUUUGGAAGCUGCUCCACAGUUCAAUCCUGACUUCCCAUUGAAGAAUACCUACUAUGCUGAAAGCGGCACUACUCUGCGUCUACAUGUUGCCUACAUUGGACGCCCUGAGCCUAAGAUCAUGUGGCUUUAUGGAGCUACAACUGUGGUAGCUUCUGAGAAUAUCAGCAUUGAAAACACAGAGCAUUACACUCACCUGGUGAUCAAGAAUGUGCAACGCAGGGUACAUGGAGGAAAAUACAGAGUCAGACUGCACAAUCACUUUGGCAGAGCUGAUACUCUCAUCAACGUUGAAAUCCAAGAUAAACCUGCAAUGCCUGAAGGUCCCAUUGUACUUGAUGCCCUGUUGAAGAACUCUGUGAUUAUUAGCUGGAAACCACCAAAGGAUGAUGGUGGAUCAAUGAUCACAAACUACAUCGUGGAGAAGCGUGAAGACAAGGAGGUUGAUGACUGGACACUCGUGUCCUCGUCCAUCACAGGCACAAACUGCCGCAUUGCCAACCUUGUAGUAAACGCUGGGUACUUCUUCCGUGUGUAUGCUCAAAAUCGUUAUGGCAACAGUGAGCCACUGGAGAUACCUACUCCCAUCCUUAUCAAGAGUUCAAUGGAUAAACCUUCACCACCACUGAUGCCAGUGGUUUCUGGUGUGACCAACAUUUCCUGUGUGUUGUCCUGGAAGCCUCCACUCAUUGAUGGUGGCUCCAAGAUCAAGAGCUACUGCCUUGAGAAGAAGGAGAAGAAGGGCGAAUGGACACCUGUCACUACUGAUGAAAUCAAAUCCACAGUCUUUUCUGUCAAACGCCUCACUGAAGGAUGUGAAUAUAUCUUCAGAGUGAACUGUGAGAACCUUGGAGGAGUAAGUGAUUGGAGUGUGGAAUCUGAACCAGUUGUUCCAAAGACGCCUGUUGAUGUCCGUGCUCCCGCCUUCAAAGAAGAACUGAGGAAUAUGAGUGUCAAAUAUAAGAGCAACGCCACCUUCGUUUGCAAGAUCACAGGACAACCCAAGCCUGUAAUUAAAUGGUUCAGACGUGGCAAGGAGAUCCAAUCUGACGGAAAGAAACUGAAGAUUCAAGAGUUCAAGGGAGGCUAUCACCAACUGGUUAUCUCCACUGCUGAUGAGGAAGACUCUACUGUCUACCAGAUCAGAGCAACCAACCAGGGAGGAUCCAUCUGCACCACUGUCUCUCUGGAUGUUGAAGUCCCUGCCAAGAUUAACCUGCCCAAGAAUCUGAAGGACAAAGAGGCUAUCCCUGCCCUCCGUGGAGAGAUUGUGAAUAUCAAGAUUCCAUUCAGUGGCAAACCCGAUCCUGUCAUCACCUGGCAGAAGGGACAAGACCUCAUUGAUAAUAACGGAUACUACCAAGUCAUCGUUACAAGGUCAUUCACAUCGCUCGUGUUCCCCAACGGAGUUGAUAGGAAGGAUGCCGGUUUCUACAUCGUUUGUGCCAAGAACAGAUUUGGCAUUGACCAACAGACAGUUGAACUGGAUGUUGCCGACGUGCCCGACCCACCACGUGGUAUCAAAGCAAGUGAUGUUUCUAGAGAUUCAGUCACUCUGAGUUGGCAAGUACCUGCUAAUGAUGGUGGAAGCAGAGUAGCCAGCUAUGUUGUGGAGAAGUGUCCCACAACAUCUGACAGAUGGGAACGUGUUGCCCAGUCUCGUGAUACUCGCUAUACCAUCAUCAACCUGUUCGGAGGAACCAGCUACCAGUUCAGAGUCAUAGCCGAGAACAAAUUCGGUCAAAGUCAACCAUGUGAACCAAGUGGUCCCGUUACAACAAAGGAGGACAAAUCAAGAGUACUUGGCUAUGACAGCGAGGUUAGUGACAGAGACGUGCCCAAGCAAAAGGCUCCACAUUCAUGUGCCAAGAAUGUGCAUACCAAGUACAUGAUUGCUGAGGAGCUGGGACGUGGCCAGUUUGGUAUCGUUCACCGUUGUGUUGAGACCAGCUCUAAGAGGACAUACAUGGCCAAAUACGUCAAGGUGAGGGGUGCAGAUCAAGCGUUCAUCAAGAAAGAAAUUGCUACAUUGAACCUGGCCAGACACAACAACUUCUUGUGUCUUCAUGAGUCCUUCGACAGCACUGAGGAAUUAGUCAUUAUCUAUGACUUCGUCUCAGGUCAAGACAUCUUUGAACGCCUCGGCACAGCCGAUUUUGAGCUGAAUGAGCGUGAAAUUGUCAACUACAUCAGACAAGUAUGUGAAGCUCUUGAGUUCUUACACGACAAGAAUUAUGGCCACUUUGACAUCAGGCCUGAGAAUAUUGUGUACACCACAAGAAAGGGCAGUAAAGUCAAGAUCAUUGAGCUAGGACAGGCAAGACACCUGACUCCUGGCGACCAGAUCAAGCUUCAGUAUACUACAGCUGAGUACGCUGCUCCUGAGAUCCACCAGAAUGACAUGGUCAGCAGUGUUACUGACAUGUGGCCAGUUGGUGUUCUAGUCUAUGUCCUUCUCAGUGGACUCAAUCCAUUUACUGCCGAGACUCAUCAGCAGAUGAUUGACAACAUCUCAAAUGCUGAGUACAGUUACGAUGACGAAACCUUUAAAGUACCUACUGUUGAAGCAUUAGACUUUAUCAACCGCCUUCUCACCAAGGAGCGCAAGCACCGUAUGACUGCUGCCCAAGCUUUAGAACAUCCUUGGCUGAAGAUGCAAGCAGAAGAACUCAGUGCCACAGCAAUAAUGACCACAAGGCAUAAGAGAUACUACCAGGCCAUGGCAAAGAAAGAAUGGGCCACUGUCGUUGCAGGAGCAAGAGUUGCUAGCGGCGGUGCAAUCAGAGCCCAGAGAGGUGUCACAGUUGCCAAAGUAAAGAUCGCACCAUUUGAACAUGGCCCAGUCGGUGGUCAAAUCAUUCAUACAGUGGUGGAUGUGGGAGCAGAUGUCAAAUUUGCUUGCAACAUUGAAAACUAUGACAGCGCCACAGAGGUAACAUGGUACUGCGGUGUGCGUCAACUAGAGGCAAGUGACAAGUAUGAAAUCGACUAUGAGGAUGGUCUAGCUGUUAUAUGUAUCAAGGGAGUCACUAAAGCAGAUGACGGCACCUAUAGAUGCAAGAUCAUCAACGAUUAUGGUGAGGACAGUGCCUACGGAGAGCUCUUUGUAAACGGAGUCAGAUCAUACCGCGAGUACUUCACAGCCCGUGUGGUGAGGAAAGUGAAACGUAGAGUGGACACAGCAAGACUGCUCCAGAAACCACCAGAGUUCACCCUGCCUUUGUUCAACCAUGCAGCUUACAUCGGAGAAGAUGUUCGCUUCGGUGUGACUAUCACUGUGCACCCUGAGCCUCGUGUUACAUGGUACAAAUCUGGCCAGAAGAUUGUUCCUGGUGAUGAUGAGAAAAAGUACACGUUCAUAACUGACAAGGGUCUUUAUCAAUUGGUGAUUCACUGUGUUGAUGCUGAUGACGAUGCGGAGUACUCAGUUGUGGCACGUAAUAGAUUUGGUGAUGAUAGCUGUAAGGCAAAACUGGCUGUGACACCUCGCCCAGCACCAGCAGAUAAUACCUUGAGGCCCAUGUUCAAACGUCUCCUGGCAAACGUGGAGUGUAGGGAAGGCCAGAAUGCACGCUUUGAAAUCAGAGUGUCUGGACUCCCAACUCUGAAGUGGGAGAAGGAUGGCAUGCCAUUGGCAUUUGGUCCACAAAUUGAAGUGGUCCAUGAGGGCCUGGAUUACUUUGUCCUGCAUGUGAAAGAUACUCUACUUAACGAUUCUGGCUGUUACAGAGUUACUGCAACCAACUCAGCUGGAUCUGCCAGUUGUCAAGCCAUUCUCAAGGUGGACCGCAUCACCCAUGUGAAGAAGGUUUACGAGAGUGAAAGAGACAAAAAGAAACAAGCAGAGAAAGAACAAAUUGAGAAGAAGGUCAGAUUAUCUCAAAUCAUGUCUGGAACUGAUGUCAUGCCACUUCCUGCUUUGGCACAACAAGCUUUGAGAGAAGCGACAUUGUUGUGCCAACCAGUAGAGGCAACCAAAAAGGACAAGACUGAAGCCGAAGAUAAGAAACGGGCAGAAGAAAGGAAAAAGAGAGCAGAGGAGAAGAGACUGCGUAUGCCUUAUGAUGUUCCCCAACCUCGUGAACGUGGCCCAACUGCUCUUUUGGAAGAUAUGGAAAUCAAACACUACAAACCUUGCUCUGACAUGAAAUGGUACAAGAAACUCCGGGAUCAAUAUGAGUUCCCUGAACCAAUGGACAAGAUUUCACAGAAGAGACUGAAACGCAUCCGUCUCUCCAGGUGGGAUCAGUUCUACGAAGUCCCUUUGCCAAGAAUCAAGGAAUCUUACAAGCCAAAGUGGCGUCUUCCACAAGUUUCACAGGAUGAUUUGGAGACUGUCAGACCUUCAAGGCAGCGCACUCCAUCUCCUGAAAUAGAAGCAUAUCACAGAAUCAGAAGAAGGUCUCUUGGUGAUCUCUCAGACGAGGAGCUUCUCCUGCCAAUUAAUGAAUAUCUGGCAAUGAAGAGAACUGAGGAGGAGAGACUUCAACUUGAGGAAGAACUAGAACUUGGCUACUCUGCGUCCCCACCAAGCCUUAGCCCUGUGCGCUUUGAAUUAGGUGCACUGCGCCACACAUCACCAAGACGCACAGUCUAUGAAGGUGUGGAAGAGGGUGAAGAGGUUCCAUUAUAUGAAAACUAUCGUAUUCCUUCUAAGUAUGAGGCUGGUCCAAGCUAUGUUGACCUUCGCCUGCGCCAUGACAAGGCUACAUUCCGACCGCCAAGACAAAACCAGAGAGUGUUUGAGGAGAGGGAGGAUCGAGAGAUGCUGAGAAAUGUGAGAACGACUCAAAGAAUAAGCGGUUACAAGAGUGAACUGAAACACAUGGAGUUUGAAGAAAAAACUAGAACCGUGAAGAAAGACAGAACUACAACUUCCCAUGUGUCAACAUAUAUAGCAACUAAAACUGAGGGGAGAAGGUCACCCACCCCCGAAAGAACCCGUCCACGUUCCCCUAGUCCUCUUGCUACUGUCAGAUCAGCCUCCAGAUCCAAGGUGGAGACUGUACAGUUGGCAAAAGUUGACCACCUGGCAAGAUAUGAGUCAAGAAAAGCCGUUCUGAGAUCCGAGAGGACAUCAGUAGAAAGGAAGGAGGUUGUAAGUAUGCAGCCCUUCAGCCUCGACCAUACCCCACGAAUCACUGUGAGGAUGCGUUCCCAUCGUGUGCCAUACGGUCAGCACACCAAAUUUACACUGAACGUCCAAUCAAAGCCAACCGCUGAGGUGAAGUGGUACCAUAAUGGACAACUGAUAACCGAGAGCAGAAGGUACCGUAUGUCCAACCUGAGCGGAGUUCUGUAUCUUCAAAUUCUUGACUGCACCACAGAGGACAGUGGCACUUACCGUGUUGUCUGUACUAAUGCAGUGGGAGAAUGCUCAGACUAUGCCACUCUGGAUGUCGCAGGCAUGGGAGAGUAUUCUAGCUAUAUGGCACCUCGCGAAGACGAGGAACCCCCAGCUCUUCCUGUGGCAACCAAGAUAGGUGCUUACCAAAUAUCCUCCUCCAAGACAGUGAAGACUGUUGAAACACACGAAACCCACAUGGAGGAGUCCAGCACCUUUAAAGGAAAGAAGACUACUCUACCCGCAUCUAUCCUAACAAAACCACAGUCCCUCACCUUAAAUGAGGGAGAGACUGCCAGAUUUGCAUGUGAUGUUGACGGUGAACCAGUGGCAACUGUAACCUGGAUGCGUGAGGGGCAAAUUAUCGGAUCAUCUGUUCGCCACCAUGUCACUACAGAACAGUACAAGUCUACUUUUGAAAUCACCUCUGUUGAAAUGUCAGACGAAGGCAGCUACUCAAUCAUGGUGGAAAACUCUGAGGGCAGCCAAGAGGCGCACUUCAGUCUAACCAUCCGCCGAUCGGAAGCCAAAGAGGAGGCCUCUUCUACAGUGACAUACUCAUACGAAGAGCCUCCAAUGCAUUCCCCUAGUCCAGUCACGUCUCCACCAAGGAUGAAGUCUCCUGAAUCAAUCAGCUCUCCAAAGAGAGUUAAGUCCCCUACCAGCCCUACACCUAAAUCACCCACUGAGAAAGUCACCCUCAAAACCAAGCCCUCCAUCUCAUCUGGUCUUCAGGACAUGACUGCAUCUGCAGAUUCCAUCGUCAAGCUGACAGUGAAAAUGACUAGAGAUCCUAAAGCAGAGAUCUCAUGGAUGAAGGAUGGAAAGACUCUCAUUCACGGUGGAAAAUAUGAAAUUCAUGAAGAGCAUGAUUCGGCACACCUUGAAAUCUAUGAAUCUGUGGCCUCUGACAGUGGAGUUUACAAAUGCACAGUCACCAAUAGUGCUGGGUCAUCAUCCACAAGCUGCAUUGUCUCUAUUCAAGCCUCAAACAAAUCCAAAGCACUUGCAACAAAAACAGAAAUUUCAGAGCAAGUUAUGAAAAAGGAAAUUGUCUACGGGGAGGUUGAGUCUUACACAGAAAUCAAGGCAUCCCAUACUCAGAUGGCCAUGACUGAAGGCCAGUCUCUCACCCUGAGAGCCAACAUCCCCAGAGCUUCAGAUAUCAGAUGGAUCCUGAACGGAAUGGAACUGGCCAACUCAGAGGACUACAGAUAUGGUGUGUCUGGAAACAACCAUACUAUGACCAUCAAAAAGGUCAGCCAAUACGAGCAGGGGGUCAUCACGUGUGAAGCCAAAACCGAACAUGGCCUUGUCAAGUGCCAGUUCAACACUACUGUCACUGAAGCGCGAUCAGAUGCACCAUCAUUCCUUGUGCAGCCACGCUCUCAGAAUGUCAAUGAAGGACAGAACGUCAAGUUCACAUGUGAGAUUGCAGGAGAGCCUGCCCCUGAAAUCGAGUGGUUUAAGGACAACAUAAUGGUAUCUAUGACCUCAAACACGAAACUGAGCCGUUCCAAAAAUGUAUACACUCUGGAGAUUAUUGAGGCCACAGUUGCAGACAGCGGCAAAUACACCAUCAAAGCCAAAAACAAAUAUGGACAGUGCUCUGCAACAUCAUCUCUCAACGUUAUUACUCCCAAAAUCGAAUUUCUCCCAGAGGAUAUCAGCAUUGAGCCAGGAAGGCCUUUGAGCGUGUCCUGUGCUUUCUCUGGAGACCCAACACCUGAGAUUGAGUGGACCCGCACAGGGAAACAGUGUGAUGAAGACAGUGACCGGUUCCACAUCGAGACCACGGAGGACCUCACCACCCUUGUAAUCCCCUGUGUGAAGGAAGACGAUGCCGGAGCGUACACCCUCAAACUGUCCAACAAGCUUGGAUCUGCCAUGGCAACUGUCAACAUUCAUAUUCGAUCCAUGUAAAAAAAAAACACGUAAACAUAUAAUUUCUAUCCCCCAUUUUCCCUCCUCCAGUACCUUUUUAUUUAUUGAAUUAGCAAAAAUAAUCUUUACUUGAUAAAGACCUGGAUUUCUGUUCUUGUAAAUAUGAACUAUUUUUAUACCAAACUUGACAUAAAUUUAUGCCAAACUAGACUAAAGUCUAAAGUUGUUAUAAAAUGUGCCAUAUUGGAUAAUUAUGACUAGGAUUUUUGAACCACUUUUCUGUGACAUGUACAUAAUGUAUAUAGCCGAACUUAACGGUUAUGGAAAAUGUAUGAAUUGUUAUUUAUGACAAUAUUAACUGAAACAAAAGGAACGAAAUGUUUAACAGGAGAAAGUUUCACAUGAAACGAAUACCCUGAAAAACCUGAAACUAAACUCCGUGCCUCAACAAAAAGUUGAAGUCUUAAGAUUUCCUCAACAGGUAGAGAGGUUCCCUGUUGAAGUUUAUACUAAAUCAGAGAAAGGCAAUGUUAUGCACCGUGCAUCUGUGCGUGCAAUAUUACAAAUACUCAUAUGAAUUGUAACAUGAUCAUAAGACCCUGAGUGCUGUUUGCAUAAACCCUCAUGUAAGUAGCACAACUAGGUCUUGUGUUCAGACUGACUAUGUCAUACCACCAUUUUAAUGACAUGCUAAAAGUGCGAGCGGCCUGCACUUUGAGCUCUAUUUUUAUGUGCUCUGUUUCUGGCAUUGGACAGUUGAAUUGGCUUUUUAAAACAUAACAUCACCUGGCCAUUAAAAAACAAAAGUCAAUUCAAGUACUUCGUUGCAGAAACAGUGCCACCUCUUGGAGGAUUGUUAGGUAAUAUUUUGUGUGUGUGAGUGUGUUUUAGUUUUAGAAUUUCACCUUGCCAGUAGUCAGGGUAACCAUCAAGUGAAUGUACCAUGGUGAUACCAUCUACCGUGAAACAAAGAAAGCAAAAAGCAUGAAUAAUAAUGCCCUGCACUUUGAUUUAACUGAGUCUAUUGAUGUAGAAUUACUACUAUAUUCAUCCUCUUUGAGUUUUAUUUUACUGAUUUAAUAAAGCAUGAUUUCAGCACUA
This is a messenger RNA of Salvelinus sp. IW2-2015, 65854 nucleotides long. The record is from RefSeq and is a predicted model, not a curated record. NCBI's taxonomy places the organism in Eukaryota, Metazoa, Chordata, Actinopteri, Salmoniformes, Salmonidae.